Pelobates cultripes (western spadefoot toad) is the source of this 48293-nucleotide messenger RNA. The record is from the annotation of a GenBank genome assembly. Lineage: Eukaryota; Metazoa; Chordata; Amphibia; Anura; Pelobatidae.
GUGCAUGAAAACAAAAGCUACAGCGGACUAGCCAGAAUAAGCUGUGUAAGGUAGGAUGCAUUAAUCUAUUUUAUCACUUAGCAAAUAUUUUCUCUGUGAUAUAGUGAUUUAUAGUGUAUUUACUAAACUCCAUCCUGUGGAGUAUUAAAAUCCAAUGGUAAGAUUAAGACUACAAAAGACAAUCUCUGACUAUAGUAGUACAUUUUCCCUUUUUUGCUAUUUUAGCUUAAAUGUUGUAAUUUACUUUUUAAUGCACUCCAAUUUGGAGUUUAAGGAAUAAACUAAUAUACAAAGAAAUAUGUCAUAAUAAACAAAGUGCACUUCUCAUUGGAGGUGAUAUAUUACAAUGAAAAUAUGAUGUUAUUUGUCUAUGAAAGAAUCAAAUUUACUACAUAUUUUAAUUUUAAAUAGAAAAUGAAUUCUCCUUUAACAUAGCUGCAAAAAUAUAUAAGUGUAUUCUUUGUGUUAAUUAUAAUUUGGAAUAUUUGUUAUAAAAUUAUUAGCAGUACUUUUAAAACAAAGAAAUCUGAAUUGAAAUACACUUAAGAGAAAUUGAAGUUUUAUACAGUAUCAUAGACCCAUGGAAUAAAAUAUUUUUUUACAUGGUUACAUCUUUCCAUAUUGUACAGUCCUAUUAAUAAUACUGUGUAAAACAUAAACAUCCCUGGAUAUAUGUAUAAUAUAACUAACUGCUGCAAUCAUCGGACAGGUUUAUAUGGUGGGCAUAUCACCCCAGUAAAGGUAAUUUGACUUCUUUCUUUUUAAUAUACCUUCUAGAUGCUAAGAGGCCAGCAUAUUGUGAUAUAUGUGCAAGCCCAGAAUAUGAAUUGCCCCCCUGCAAUGUUUCCUAACUAUGAUGGGGCAGAGGGAGAGAAAAUUGAAUCAGAGAGAUAUUAUAGAGGGAAAGCAGAGAUACUGCUGGGGAAACAAUAUGCUGGCACUGGGAACACAGUAUGGGGAAUUCAAUAUUGGGGAGGGGGGAGACAAUAUGGAGGAAUAAUCUAUGGGGGCAGGGAAAGAGAAAGUAUGAAGGAACACUACUGGGGGAGACAGAGGUGGCCUUAUGCUGUUAGGCACCCUGUGCAAACAUCUUCAUAAUGCCUGGUAAACCCUGGUUAUAUCCCUUCACCUAUGUAUAGUGUGUCUGUAUAGGGGUGUUGUGUUUGUAUAGAUUUCCUAAAUUAAUAAUUAUUUAAAAACAAAUAUUCAUUCUCCUUCCCUAUUAUUACCUAAACUGUGUUACUGUGUACCAUUUUAUCACAGAACUCCAGAUGUGUAUUUAAUUCAGAUAAAAAUAUGCAUGUAGGCCCAUGUAUGAAUUCAGGUGUAUAUUUUUGCAGAGUUGCAUGCACACAGUCCCACAGUCAGAUGCACACAGUUAUACAUAUAUACUGUCAAAUACAGCCACAUGCACACAGUCCCAGGCACAUAGUCACAGCCACAGUUACAGGCAGACAGUCAUACACACACCAGUACAGGCAGUCAGACACAUACACAGGCACAGGCAGCCAGGCUCACACUCACACUCACACACAGUUACAUGCAGUCACACACAGUUACAAACAAUGACAAACACACACAGGUACAGGUGGACCGUCACAUAUAGCCACAGAUACAGUCACACACACAGACACAGUUACACAGUUACAGUCAGACACACAGUUACUGUCAGACACACAGUUACAGUCAGACAGUCACACACACACAUGCACACACACAAUGUUAUAGAUAGAUACACAAAUACAGGAAAACAGUAAACUUAUAGGCACUGGCUGGAGAGGGGAGCAGGGCACUGCAAUACCUGGAUCUAAUAGUUGGGACAGCAGUGACUCCUUCCUGCUUUUCCCUCUUAGUAUGCAGAAGCUACCAGGCAGCUGUGGCCUGCUUUAUAGAAGUGCUCUAUGCACCCCCUCACACCUGUCAUUCUGGGAGAAUGUAAGCUGUGUUCGCCACAUGGUGCCCCUGCUGCUAUGGUGCCCUGUGCGGCCGCACAGCUAGAAGAACCCUAAGUCUGGUGUUCUGUCACAUUUCCUUACCCAAUAAGAUUUCCCUAUCCCACGUCACAUCCAGUUACAUAGAUUAGUUGUACAGGCACAUGUGACAUUUAGGGUUAAGUGAGGAUAAAAUUAGGGUUAGGUAAAUGAAUGUAACACUCAUUCACAAAUAACUUACCCUAACUCCCAUGCUCCCAGCCUCCAUCAGAUUUCCAUACCCGUCAACAGGGGCGGACUGAGAACCCUCAGGGCCCCCGGGCAAAAUAAAUCAAGGGCCCCCUUACAGGCCCCACCCAUACUCUGCAGCAAGCUCCACCCUUGUCCCGCCUCCAGCCACACCCUACACAAUCUUUAGACACAAAGAACAAAAGGGCAAUAAGCCCUUCGAGGCCCCAGUAGAGACUACAAUUGAGGGCUAAUGGGCCAUGGAGGGGGGUCUUUCUAGCGGAGGCUAUCUCAGUGUCCUUUAGAGAGUGUGUUAGAUAGAAUCCCCUCCAAGCCCCAUUAGAGACUACAAUGGAGUCUAAAAGGCUUGGAAGGGGGUCUUUCUAACAGAGGCCAUCUCAGCGUCCAUUAGAUAUCCCCUGCUGGAAACAGUCGCCUCCAGGCCCCAGUAGAAACUACAAUUGAGGCUAAUGGGCCAUGGAGGGGAUUUCUAGCAGAGGCUAGAGUCUAAUGGGGCCUGGAGGGUGGUCUCUCCAACACUCUGGUUCCUAUUCACAAUAUAGCAACACAACAUAGCUCGCUGAUACCUAAGCCAAGUUGGCUCCUCUUACCUUAAUUACUGUUGCUGGCUGGCAGUCUGUGGGCUUACUGGCUGCGGCUGGCAGGCUGUGGGCUUGCUGGCUACUGCCGGCAGGCUGUGGGCUUGCUGACUGCGGCUGGCAGGCUGCGGCUGGCAGGCUGUGGCUUGCUGGCUGUAAGCCUGUGGCUUGCUGUAGGCCUGUGGGCUGGCUACUGGCCUGUGGGCUGGCUACUGGCCUGUGGGCUGGCUAACUGGCUGGCUACUGGCCAGCCUGUGGGUUGGCUGGCUGGCUACUGGGGCACUUGUAGAUUAUUUAAAGAAAUAAUCCAUGCACAAUAACCACUACUGCUCCAGAGUAAGUAGUCAAAUCGUUUAAGAACAGUUUGACAACUUACCUGGGGUCUGCUGGGAUAUGAGGCUGUAGUAGGGAAUAGGAGCAGUGGUGCAAUGUGUGUGAAAGGUUCAGUGUGUGUGUGGGGGUGUAGUGUGUGAAUGUGUGGGGUGUGUGGGCAGUGUAUGUGUGUGGCAAUGUUAGUAUGGGGGGCUGUGUAUGGGGGGCUGUGUAUGGGGGUCUGUGUGUAUAUGGGUGGGCAGUGUAUGUGUGUGUGUGAGGCAAUGUGUGUAAAUGUGUAUGGUGUGUAUGGGGGCAGUGUGUGAAUGUGUAUGGUGUGUGUGUGGGGGCAGUGUGUUUAUGGGGCUAGAGUUCACUCUCACCACUGCGACCACCAGGAAUCCAUGGGGUUACAGUGUUGAGAGUGAACUCUAGCCCGUAGCUCCAGGGCUAGAGUUGACUCUCGCAAGAGCAGUAACGUUGCCAUGGUAACCGCGGCAGCGCUCUGUGCUCGCGCAAGAAGGACCCAGAGGAGCUGCAGGGUGAUCUCCCAGGUCCUCUCUUCCUCCCCUGCCCGCACGGUGCCUGCGGACAGGGGAGGGCGGGGCAUUCUUCCCUCUCUUUCUCCCCCCUCCCCCAACUCUCUAUUCCUCCUCUUUCUCCCCGUGUCUCAUUCUUCCCUCUCUGUCUCUUUCUCCCCCUCCCUCUAUUCUCCCUCUUUCUCCCCGUGUCUCAUUCUUCCCUCUCCCCAUCUCUCUAUUCCCCCUGUGUCUCAUUCUUCCCUCUCUGUCUCUUUCUCCCCCUCCCCAUCUCUCUAUUCCCCCUCUUUCUCCCCGUGUCUCAUUCUUCCCUCUCUGUCUCUGUCUCCCCCUGUGUCUCAUUCUUCCCUCUCUUUCUCCCCAUCUCUUUAUUGCCCCCCCUUUCUCCCCCUUCCCCAUCUCUAUGUCCCCUCUCCCCAUCUCACUAUUCCCCCUCUUUCUCCCCCUCCCAUCUCUCUCUGUCCCGUCUUUCUCCCCCUCCCAUCUCUCCUAUUGCCCCAUCUUUCUCCCCCCUCCCCAUCCUCUCUAUUGCCCCAUCUUUCUCCCCCUCCCAUCUCUCUAUUGCCCCAUCUUUCUCCCCCUCCCAUCUCUCCCUCUUUCUCCCCCCUCCCCAUCUCUGUCCCACCCUCUUUCUCCCCCCUCCCCAUCUCUCCCCUCCCAUCUCCCCUGUUUCUCCUCCCAUCUCUCUGUCCGCCUCUUUCUCCUCCCCAUCUCUUCCCCCCUCCCAUCUCUCUCCCCUGUUUCUCCCCCUCCCAAUAUACUCUCUCUCCCCCUCCCCAUCUCUCCCCCUCUCCCCUGUUUCUCCCCUCCCCAUCUCCCCUCCUCCAUCUCCCCUGUUCUCCCUCCAUCUCUCUCCUGUUCUCCCUCCCCAUCUCCCCUCUUACUAAAGUCAGAGGGGGGCGGCCGUUUGAUGCUGCAGCCGCCGGACUGACCGGUCGGGCACUUCGGACACGGUCCGAGGGCCCGGCCGGGAGGGGGGGCCCGCCGCCAGGGCUGCCUUCAGGGGGCCCGGCGGCAGGGCUGGAUUUGGGGCGGCAUUUGGGGACUGCAGGUGCCACCGGGUGGCCGGUCCGGUGGCACACUGUGAGGGGGGGCCGGCCGUUUGAUGCUGCAGCCGCCGGACCGGGUGGCAGCCUCGCCGGUCCGGCGGCAUUCCUCUCAAUAACGCUGAAGAAGAAGAAGGAGGAGGAGCAUGUGUCUGUCAUGCUCCCUGCGGUUCCCACAAUUCCCAGCACAGGAUGUGGGAACCGCAAAGGAGCCUGACAGACAAAUGCUCCUCCUCCUUCUUCUUCUUCAGCGUUAGUAGGAGGAAUGCCGCCGGACCGGCGAGGCUGCCACCCGGUCCGGCGGCUGCAGCAUCAAACGGCCGGCCCCCCCUCACAGUGUGCCACCGGACCGGCCACCCGGUGGCACCUGCAGUCCCCAAAUGCCGCCCCCAAUCCAGCCCUGCCGCCGGGCCCCCUGAAGGCAGCCCUGGCGGCGGGCCCCCCUCCCGGCCGGGCCCUCGGACCGUGUCCGAAGUGCCCGACCGGUCAGUCCGCCCCUGCCCGUCAAGAGUGCUAGCACACGUGCAGCACAGGGAACAGCUGAUCUGUGUCACUGGAGUUGACGUUGGAUAGGGAAAUCCGAUGGGUAUGGAAAUUUGACAGAACACCGACCCUGGGGGGAGACACUAUAACGGGAAAGAAAGAGGACGGAUAUAGAAAGAAAAAAGAAAAGGGGACAUGGAGAGCCACAAGGAAGGGGGGCAUGGGAAUAAAGUACCUGAUGUUACUCCCAAAUGUGAUGAAAGAAUAUUAAACAAAAAUAGUCAUUUAUUCAUUUAUGUAUGGACUGAUUUCAAAUGUUAGUAUUACAUAGUGUAUUUUUCAUACAUAUCAUCAGGAAGAAUAGUCCAGUGCUCUGGUCUUUAAUUAGGUAUGGCAACAUAGAGUCACAUUGAAAGGUUUACAGUACUGUGACAUUAUUCCAUGCCAAUAAAGCAUUUUUUUAUUUUAAUAUAUUUUCAUCUGAGUACCAGUCUUAUAUGGAAAAAUGUCUGUGUGUAAGAAUGUCUAUGCAUGUCUGUCCCGGUGCUUAAGAGCAUCUGUUUGUGUGUUUUUGUUUGUGCAUGAGUGUGUCUAUAUGUAUUUUAGCAUGUAUUCGAGGGCCUUUGCUAAUGGACAACAACUUCAGUUCAGCUUCAGAGUUAUAUUUUUUAACCUGUAGGCAGCAGUAGCAGUAGCAAUCAUAAAACUGAUCUGUAACAGAGAACUAGUCCAUGCUCUCUUACGCACAGUUCCACUUUGCAACACAAGUGUUCAGAGAUUAGAUUCAGUUUCCAGUCCUCUUUACUGUGUGAAACUGUCUGGAUAUGGGUAGGCUUCCCUUGCAUUAAUGAACUGUAUGUGGUUUCAUUAGCUUACGCUCCAAAAGCUGAAAUGGAUUUAAAAUGGCACACAUGGCUUUAAAAAACUGACCUACCCUGAUCUCUAGAUAUUCUGUCUAUGGCACAUAGAAUAUGAUUGGCAAUCUACCUUAUUUUGACAUUAAUAUACAGGUAUAUUCGUUAACUCUUUUUGUGAAUCAUCUGACUUACCUUUGCUCUGUUGGGGUCAACGUUGGUCCUCUUUGGAUGAAAGCAAUAGUUAUCUACUAAGAUCAUGCACACAUUGAAGGUCUGAAACCAUCCCAGAGUGCAUUUUUGAGAUGACUUGUGCUUGCUCAUAAUUAAAGGAUUCACGAAUGAUCACAAGCUCUUCACAUCAUGUUUUUUUGGGUUAGAUAAGAAGUGAAACUGGGUCAGAUAAUCUGCGAUACUGAUCAAAAAGGACUAAAUGGUAAGCCAGAAGAUGAGGUCAAAAAUGUGUGCAAUAUUUCAUAUUGAAUUGUACUAAGACAUUUUUUUUAACUUAUCACAAUUUAAGGCUAUUUUUCUUGCCUUUUCUUGAUUAGCCAUUAAACAUAUUUUAUCCAAGCUGGCAAUUUCACCUAGCAUUGUGCAAAUUGGUUGCAAUGUCAGUGCAACUCAAAUGGAUUUAAAUAGCUAUUAUAAAAAGCAUUGUAUAUGUAUAUAUUGCUUUAAAAUGUUUUGCAAAGGUUUAAUCAAACUGAUACAGUCCUAUGAUUUCUUCCUGGGUUAUUAAUUUAUGAAGCUUAAUAUUGCACUCAUUUUGUUAAAGGUGAUAUUUAGUUGUAGUCUGAUAUUCAGAACCUUAUCUAAAAAAAAUAAAAAAUAAAAAAAAUUCUGAGAAAAGUAGAGGUGUUAAUUAACAUUAAUAUUUUUCUUUGUGAUCUAAAUUUGGAUAACUUGUAUGUCUGACUCAAAGAGAAAUAUGUUGAUGUUUUGAAUAAAUUGAUCUAAUGUUGAGACAUAUGUAUUAAAGUAAUAAACUGAAGAACUGGCAUGUAAUAGGCAUCCACUUUUUUGCUGCUGCUAUGGUAUUAAGUGACAUUGGUUUGUUUGACGGUGAAGUCUCUAGGCUCUAUAUUGAACAUACUUAUUAUGAACUGCAAUUUCACAGAAUUUUGGCUGAUAAUGUGAUCAUCUAAAUUCCCACUUUCUGAACCACCAUACAGACUAAUCAUAAAUCAAGCUACUCACAUAAUGGGCAAGCAUGUUCAUUUUGAUUCAUGAUUCAAUGUUCUAUUCCUGGCACUAGAGCAAAGGGUGAUGGAAUGAAGAAAAAGCUGAUUUUUUAGUUGGGGCAAAUACGCAGUUUAGUUUGGCAUGGCUCAGAGACCAGAGACCUUGCUCCUUGUUUCCUGCUCCCUGUAUCUUGCUUUCUCCUGGUGGCCUUGUUCGCUGUGUCCCGAUUGUUAUCCCAUGGAGUUCUUGCACCCUGUAUCCUACUUGCUAGCCUUUUUCAUGUGUGACAAUGGUUGUUAUGGUUAGCGCUGUGUCUAAUUCUAGCCACUGACACUUUUGUCUGUUGUUCAGUAAAAAGUAAAAAAUAGGGCAAGUAAAUGUCUUCCCAAGCUACCGUGUCACAGUGGCACUCACACCAAUAGCUUUGCAGACUCUACAUGAACCUUGUGUGUGUGACUAAAGUUUUACAAUUUACAGAGCAGGAGAUAAAAACUUGUAAAGCAAGUUAACAUCAAACAAAAAAUAAACAAACACAAACAAACUUUUUUCCAUUCCAUCCCUUUCUUUUCUGGCACAACGAAUGGCACUGCAAAUCACAAAUCAAAAAGAGCAUGUUUGGGUUUGCGCCAUUUGGUUUCCCCAAGAUUCUGGCACAUGGCAGUUUGGAACUGUUAAUUUCAGAUUAUCAUGUGACCAGAAUAAGUUUAACCAAAUUUCAGUUUUGCCAGAAACAAUUUUCCAAGUCUAUUGUGCAUCAUGCAGACCAGCAGUUUUCAAGCUAGUCCUCAUGCUCCAGCAACAUUACAGGAUUUAUGUAGUUUCUCUUUCCUGUAUCAAUAGACAUGCUGACAAAACGUGGCCUGUUGCUGGGUCGUGUGGACAGUAUAAUUGAUACAGGCAUACUCACUAAAUUUUAUUUUAUAAGUACAAACUUAAUAAGUCACAAAAUACCAAAUUUAAUUCUAGUAAUCACCAAGCUAAUUUAAACGUGUGCUCAUUUUCACACUUUUUAGUCUUAAAUAGAUAAUGAACCCAAUAGGUAUUUUAACUACUUGUCCACUAGCUGCUAGUACUGCCACUGGGAAAAUGUUGAAACAUUUAUCUACAACUUGUAGCAGUCAAAAUUAAAUUGCCAAAUCCAAUAUUUUCAAUGCUAAGUAUACAUAUCGAGUUUUAAAAUGUUUCUAUAUUCUGUAUUCGAACUGGUAUCUAUGAGUUUCAAAUACGCCUUUAACGUCUUAAAUGAUAUAAGACGCAUCAGAAGCUGAUCAACUGCCGAGAAACAAGGUUAGCUGAAAUGCAAUCGAGAAACAUGACUUAAAAUUCGGUAACAACAGUUCUUAAUUUAAAUGUAUAGCUUCUCAUUAUUCAUUGUAACCCAUAAUUCACUAUAAUUCCUCAUAAUACAUCCAUUGGUCACUUGGUAAAAUAUUUUCUUCAAACUUGUUUGAAAUUUUCUGGAAAAUAAUUUUCCUAAAUAUGGGAAUGGCAUUAGAAGGCGCUAGGACUACAAAUCUAUUCUAUUAUUAUUAUUAUGUUAUUUAUAUAGCACCAUCAAAUUCUGCAGCACUUUACAAUGGGUGGACGAACAGACAUGUAGUUGUAACCAGACAAGUUGGACACACAGGAACAGAGGGGUUGAGGGCCCUGCUCAAUGAGCUUACAUGCUAAAGGGAGUUGGAUAAAAUGACACAAAAAGGUGAGGAUAGUAUUAGACUAGUGACAGUUGCAGAAGAGGAAUCAGUCAGGAGCUAUUAACAGUUUAAUUGAUACGCUUUUAUGAAGAAGUGGGGUUUUAACGAUUUUUUGAAGAAGUGGAGACUGGGUGAGCAUCUAACGGAGGAGGGAAGCCCUCGAGAAUAUUAUUACAUACUAGAAGUGUAUGUAAUAAUAUUUAUUUAAUUUAUUAAAUAGCAUGGGGAAUAAAUUGUUCAGAACACACAGCAUUCUAAAUCCAGCCUAUUAUAAAACAGCAAAGUAACACAUUAACAUGCAAAUACUGUAUGAAAACCCACAAAAAGUGAAAGCUGAAUGCCUUGCCUAUAUUUUGUGGUUCAAAAAACUAGAUCACAGAGCUAAGGAGGAGUAAAUAGAGACAGAAACAGAGGAAAAGAUAGCAUUACUGUGAUGAUUUAAUUAAUACCCAAGACGCAGAACUUAGCUUAACAAAACAAAAUAUAACUAGAAUACUAAAGCGUAUUAGGGGAUCUUAGAAUAGCUGGUUUUAACGUUAAUAAAUAGAAUAGUAGAGGAAAGGCCAAGAUCAGUGUUAACGGUACUACAACAGACCAUCAGCCAUGUUUGAUGUAAAAUCUUGACAUAAGCAUUCAUAUCGUUUGAAUUUAAAUUUAGCUAAAAUGAAGAAUUAGCAAACAAUGGUUUGAAAAAUAAGAAUGUUUUUCAAACAUAGCUCGGCUCCAUCCGGCUACUGUAACCCCUUAAGGACGGAGUCAAUUAUACACGUUCUGAUCAAAACAAAAUGUAAACAAAACCUGGAAUUUGCGCUGUAUGUUUGUUCAACCAUAAUUUACCUCAUUCAUAUUAAGUGCAGCCACACUUAUUAUAUAUCAUUUUGUUCAAGAGAAACUGGGCUUUCAUUUUAUUCCAUAUCAAAUAUUAAUAUUUGAAACAUAAUUUAAUAUGAAUAAAAUGUAACCCCUUAGUGACCAGACCGUUUUUCUAUUUUCUUACCAUUAAGGACCGGGGCUACAUUUCUGCGGUGCUUGUGUUUAGCUGUAAUUAUCUCUUUCUCUUACUCAUUUACUGUACCCACACAUAUAAUAUACUGUUUCUCUCACCAUUAAAUGGUCUUUCUAAAGAUACCAUUAUUUUCAUCACAUCAUAUAUUUACUAUAAAUAAAAUUAUAAAAUAUGAUGAAAAAAUUAAAAAAUAAAACACACUUUUUUGAACAUUGACCCCCAAAAUCUGUUACGCAUCUACAACCGCCAAAAAAACACCCGUGCUAAAUAGUUUCUAAAUUUUGUUCUGAGUUUAGAAAUGACCAAUGUUAUCAUGUUCUUUUUUUGGAAAGUUAUAGGGCUAUAAGUACAAGUAGCACUUUGCUAUUUUCAAACCAUUUUUUUUUCAAAAUUAAACCAAGUUACAUUGUAACAGUGAUAUCUGUCAGGAAUCCCUGAAUAACCCUACACAUGUAUAUAUUUUUUAAAAGAAGACAACCUAAGGUAUUAAACUUGGGGUGUUUUGACUUUUCAUGCAACCAUUUUACCACCAAUCUAUGCCAAAUGUAAACAAAACAAAAAAAUAAUUGUGAUUUUUUUUUUGACACACAUAGCAAUUUAAAAAUACACGUACAGAGAACUUUAAGGGUUACUGCCAAAGAACACCCAAAAAUGUAUUCAGGAACCUCUACCGAGUACAGUGAUACCCCCAUGUAUAGGUGUGUCGGUUUCUCUGGAGGCCAAAAGACCUUAUUUGGAGGGUGUGCAUUCCAGUUUUCCAACUUGGAAUUUUCUCAGCUGGUCAUCAUGCACCCAUGUCCUAUUUGGGACAUUUUUGAAGCCAGCCAAUGUAAUAUACCUCUAUCAAACCAUAUAUUUUUAAAAGGUAGACACCCUAGGGUAUUUCAUAUGGUGGUAUUUUAACACUUUCCAUGCACUAAUUCUACCACCAGUCUUUGUCAAACUUUUGUGUAGUCUUUUUUUGUGUGUUAUUUUUCUCUCACAUUGUACUUUAGGCAUACAUUCUCAGAUCCUGUUAUGUGUUACUGACAAAGAACACCCCAAUAUGUGUUCAGCAGCAUCUCCCGAGUACAGCGAUACCACCCAUGUAUAGGUGUGACAGGUUAUCUGGGGGCUAAAAGACCUUAUUUGGAGGGUGCGCAUUCCAGUUUUCCAACCUGGAAUUUUCUCAGCUGGUCAUCAUGCGCCCAUGUCCUAUUUGGGACAUUUUUGAAGCCGGCCAAUGUAAUUUACCCCAUCAAACCAUAUAUUUUUGAAAUGUAGACACCCUAGGGUAUUUCAAAUAGUGGUAUUUUACCACCAGUCUUUGUCAUUUUUUUGUACUCAUAUUGUACUUUAGGCAUGGAUUCUCAGUUCCUAUUAUGUGUUACUGACAAAGAACACCCCAAUAUUUGUUCAGCAACAUCUCCUGAGUACAACAGUGCCCCCAAUGUACAGGUUUUAUGGGCUUUUGCAAACUUACAGGGGUCAAAUGUAGGGCUUUCCGCAUUUCCAUGUUUGCACAUUGAAAUUUGCCAGAUUGGUUUGCAGGGCCUAUGUUGCCUCUGAGACCAUAUAGUAGCCCAGAAAUUUAAAUUAGCCCCAUCAUGGCAUACCAUUUGCAAAAGUAGACAACCCAGGGUAUUCAAAAUGUGGUAUUCCUAGUCUUUUUUAGUAGCCACUUAGUCACAAACCGUGGCCAAAGAUGGCGUUUAUUUUUUGUUUUUCCAUUUUUCACACAAAAACAGAACUUUCAUUGAUGAUAUCAUAUAUGCUCACUGUGAUAAAACCAGGAGAGUGUAUAAAAAUACAAAAUGGUUACUCACAUUUAAGUGGACAGACGCACUGCUGAAUGAUAGGGUGCAAGUGGUAUAAUCCCCACCAAGGAUGCUUUGGAGUAGUAUGUCUCUGGAAGUAAAACUCAGAUGCCAGGUAGUAAAAUAAUAAAAAUGGUAAAAAAGAUAAAAUGGCUAACUCACAACAAAGAAAGUGGCCAAAAUACCUUUAUUAAAUACAGUUAGUUAAAAUUUCCACAACGCGUUUCUACCCUUAGGGCUUUCUCAAGUGGAUAAACAUAUAUAAAUAUAUAUAAUAUCAAGAUACACUUAUAUUACAUAUAUUUUUGUAAACUUUUUUUAUGUAUAUGACUUAUUAAUAUAUGUAUAAUAUAUUAAAAGUUAAUUAAAUCAUCGGAUUAAUAUAUUAUACAUAUAUAAUUUAAUACUACAUGUAUUUUGGUAUUAAUAGAUUAAUACCAAAAUACACUUAUUAUUAAAUUAUAUAUGUAUUAUAUAUUUAUAAUAUGCUAAUCAGGUGAUUUAAUUAAUUUAUAAUAUAUUAUACAUGUAUAAUAUAUUGUGUGAGUGUGUGAUUGUAACUUUUUUUUACUUUUCAGGCAUUAGGGGGGACUGCCUGAACACACUUUUCAGGCAGUCCCCCUAAUGCCUGAACACACUUUUCAGGCAGUCCCCCUGCAGGCAGUCUCAUAGACUGCUUUGCGGCCAUGUGAUUGCGACAUCUGGAGGGCCGAAAUGGAAGCAGGGGAACUGCCUGUCCUGAGAGACAGUCCUCUUGGACCGGGAUCGCCGCAGAUCGCCGGUCCAGGUAAGUCUGCAGGGACAGGGGGGCUAACGAUCGUUACGGCAUGCUGUACCGCCAUAACGGCGUUUAGGCUUAAUAAAUUAAGGGCAGCAUAGUACGCCUUAAUGGCGUUAAGGGGUUAAGUUUGCCCUACACUGCCAGUUUGCAUCUGCUACACCAUAGAUAAGGUUGUGUUUGUCCAGGUAGCUUAUCUUCAAGAUUACUGUCUUCUUAGCUGUUAACCUCCAGAAACACUCAAUAAUCAUGUUUUUAGUCAUGCACAAGUAUAUUAGUAAUGUAGUAAUAUUAGUAAAUAACCAUAAGAAUAUGUAUAAUUGUAAUCCUACUAUAUCCAGAAGCUCUUGUAUUUGCUUCAUCUGUAAUAGGCAUCAUCUAAUAAGGUAAAUAUUUAGCAACUUCUAGCUGCAUGCAAGAAAAUUCACUCCUGAUGUCCAGGAAACAGAAAAAAUGGAAGUUAUAUGCAAGCAACAAUAAUUUAAACACAUUCAGGGAACAAUAUUAGUAGCAUAAUGGUCUAUGGAAUAUAUAAGCAGUGGCAGUAAAAAUAUGGAUGACAAUGUAUCGUUGGACGUCUUAUAUGAAGCCUUUUGUAUUAAUUCUAUUCUAUGCUGUGUUUAUUUUCAGUUCCCGUGCUGGCUGUAUAGGCCAAACAAACAUACUGAGUAGAAGGUCAUAUGCUGAGGACCUACCAGUAGCAGAUUUCAACAAGUUUGCAAUAGUUAAAGCUGCAAAUGCAAUUUCAUGUUUCAGAUUGGCUUAUGGAUGCAAUAGCACAGCUGUUCUCCAAUUUCAUGGUCAUAAAUUGUUGGGAGCUAACCAACGGCUAUCCAGGUGGGACCUAAUGGUAGCAUUCAGCUCCACAUGGCCACUGGACUAUGGUCUUUACGUUAAAGGGACAUCUACUGAAUACAUAGUCUGCCUUACUACACUAAUAAAGCCUUGUAUCAUCUAAAUAUCCUCAACCUAGUGGGUUUAUGCAGGACAUGCAUUUGAAAGAGCUUGAAAGUGUAAAGGUACUCUAAGUCAUAGCCCCCUGCCAUAAUCUACUACCAUAAUCUUCUGCAUCACCAGCUUCUCUGCCACAAUAGUCUACAAAAUUACUAGAACUUGCUGCUCUACUCCUACAACACCACAAAUGACCACAACUGCAUGUGUAACACUCUAUUUGCAUCUGUAUAAAUGCUAAAUGCACAAGUACAUUGUCUUAAGGGAUGGAGCUGUUGUGGACUGGAAUUAUACCUUUAGAACACCUGACAGAACAGAAAAUGGAAAAGAACUGGAAACGAUCAUAUAACUAAUAAGUAUCAGAUAAAAUAUAAAAAUAUUUGGUUGAUGAAAGCUUUUUCAAUAAACAACAAUGAAAUGAGUUGCAUGAGUCUGUUUUUACUACUAAUUAAUGAUAAUAGUGGCAUUACAAGCAAGUUUUAUUGGGAGUAGACUUGAUUCAUUUGAAAGCGAACUGCAAUUCGUCUGAAUUCGUUAUGAUAUUCCAAAAUUCUGAGCUGCUAUGUGGCAGAAUCUCAGGGAAACUGACUUGGGCAAGCCUGAACAUGCUCACAUGCUCAUUUUCAUUUGUUUGAAAGACGUUUUUUUUUUUGAGGUGGAGAGGCAAGCAGCAGCUUAGUUUGCCAUGAUGGAUGUGUGGGAUCGAUCUCCAGGGAGAAGCAAUAAAACAAUUAUACUUCCAAGAAAAGUUUUUCCAGACACUUUGCAGUAGAAAAACUUUAAGCUGGAUGUGACGGACCGCCUUUCACCCUGACUGCAUACCUCCGUCAAGCUCGCUUCCUAGCUCUCUUCUGGGACACAGAAGUGCUUCAGCCCCUAGCUGCUGCAGCUUGGCCGGGGUCUCUCCAUUGCUUCCCGCCCUGGAACAGGGUCCUGGGUACAGCUUCUAGUGAUUAAACUCUCCAGCAGAGAGUAUAGCUGAUCCACCCAAACACUAUCCCAGAGUGAGUGAAGGGUGUAAAGGAACUGGUUUAUUAUGGCCAAGUUACCAGCUUUUAUACACAGCCCCCAGCAUGAGGGUCUCCAUUCAAUACAAGACAAGCCCCUCCUAUAAAUCUCUGUGCCUGGGAGAUAACUACGUUAAAGACCGGUAAGUUAAUUAUCUCCCAGGAACAGAGAAGCAAGCACAAAAAAAAUAUAAAACAUAAAAAUACCCCAAAAUAUCAUAAAAAUAUCUACACUGGAAAAAAUUAUAAACUCAACACUUUUGUUUUUGCCCCCAUUUUUCACGAGAUGAACUCAAAUAUCUAAGACUUUUUCUCACUCACCUCUCCCUUCAAAGUUGUUCCUAAAAUUGUGAAAGUAUUGUAAAAUCGGGUGGUGAAUCAGAAAGUAAUUCUAAUAAAAUUUCUCCUGCAGCUGCUUCUGCCCCAUUUUUCCAAUGUCUUUCAUUGUAGUAGUUUCACCUUGCCUUACUGCUUGUUUCCUCCACAGAUGAGAUUGGGAGAAGCUCAUAGGUUGCUGUUUUUUCCCCCGCACUUAAUGACCACCAUUGGCACUACAGAUGGAUUUAUGAGAACGCUUCAUUAUUCUCAGGGUGGAAGGGUUGAGUUGGUUGUCAACUGCCCACUCACAUAUUCCUUUCAUUUUUGGAGGCAUAUUUUAGCAUUAUUAACAGCUCAAGCUACGGGUGUUUUUGAGGGAGAUUGCAACAAGCAGAAUAUAUCAUGGUUAGGUGCUUUUAAUAAGUGACCUUUUGGGGAAGAAAGUUUAAGUAAAGUACAAAUUAGAGAUCUAAGGAAGCUGAUGGCAGCCUAAACAGGUACCCAUUUUAAAAGUGUUACAUUAAAGAGAUUGUACACCCUUUUCAAAGAUCAUGUGACAUGAAGUUGCUAUGUAACUCGUGAUAGGAUGUACCCGGACUUGUUUCUCCUCUUCUGAGAACCCCAUUUUAUUUAAAGAAUUGGCUGCUUUAGACCCUUUCAUCAUGCCCAUCAUUAAGACUGCAGCCUGUUUAUUAAACAAAGUUUCUACAGAAAUUCUCAGUUUAAGUUAUGUAUAUGCUUAGUUGCUAACCCUAUUUGUGGUCAAUAAAUAUGCAUUUUGUUAGUAAAGGGACACUAUAGUCACCUGAACAACUUUAGCUUAAUGAAGCAGUUUUGUUGUAUAGAACAUAUCCCUGUAGCCUCACUGCUCAAUCCUCUGCCAUUUAGGAUUUAAAUCCCUUUGUUUAUGAACCCUAGUCACACCUCCCUGCAUGUGACUUGCACAGCCUUCCAUAAACACUUCCUGUAAAGAGAGCCCUAUUUAGGCUUUCUUUAUUGCAAGUUCUGUUUAAUUAAGAUUUUCUUAUCCCCUGCUAUGUUAAUAGCUUGCUAGAACCUGCAAGAGCCUCCUGUAUGUGAUUAAAGUUCAAUUUAGAGAUUGAGAUACAAUUAUUUAAGGUAAAUUACAUCUUUUUUUUUUUCAUGCAGGCAUGGUCAAUCAUAGCCAGGGGAGGUGUGGCUAGGGCUGCAUAAACAGAAACAAAGUUAUUUUUUUUUUUUUUUUAAAUUCUUUAUUUUUAUUGUGCACAAGAUAACAUAAAAGCCGACAAUGCCACAACAGCAUAGUACAAGCCCAUUAAAGCAAGAUUAUUCACAUAGAUGGCAUAGGGUUAUUGGCACAUUUUGUAUUUUUAAAGAUAAACAUACAUCGAGUUGUAAGUUACCGAAAUGACAGGUAGUAACAUCAUUGAAUGAAACGUAGUGGGUUUUAUGCGAGUAACUUAAUAGAAUGCAUAUUCUAACAGCAUGGCUGGUCUGAAUAGUGCUACACAGCUAACUGGUCCAAAAUAGGCAUUGAGGUGGCUUGUUAUGCUAAGCCUAUUAUAAUUAAAUAAGUAUAUGAGGAGUGCAAUACUCAGUCGUUUAACUAAUGGCUUGUCUAAUAACCUAGGUGCUUCCAAAGGCUGUUAGUGAGUAAGUUUAACGGUAUGCUGUACUAUCGAACUUAAGAUGUAGACAUGCUAGUGUUAAAUGGUGUUUGUAUGAACAUUAUAUCACCCUGGCUGGAAUAAAGUUCUUAGGUUGGUUUGCGUUCCAGGGCUUUUCGGCUCGGCGGGUCCGUGCGGUCGGGAACGAGUGUUCUCUAAUGCGGGGGUUCGAGCAGCGCCCCUCCGGGAGUGUUGCUGUGUUGCUCGUUGGUAUCUUUUGGGCUGCUUUUCCGGCUGGCCUUGGGUACCUCUUCUGGAUUUCCCGAGGUGAGCGCCUGUCAGGACGGAUGUUUGGGCACUGUGUGAUACAGUUGGCUGCUGGAUGAGACCGCUGUUAUGGCCGCCGAUGAAUGUUGUCGGCCUUGCUGUGGGAGUUCCUUGGUCUGUUACGAGGUUGGCAGUCUCUGGCGGUGGAAGGUCGGGUGCAGUGUGAGCUGGUUCCGCUGCCCUUAUGGCUUGGGCUCGGCCUCCUCUGCUGUUCGCCUGUGGCGAGUUCCGUGUAGUGGGCUGGUAAGUAGUCGCUUGUGGGGUUGCGGUGUCUAGUGUAAGGAGCUUAAGUUCUUCUGGCCCCUUGGGCUCUUGUCCAGAGACCCAGUUUGUUGCUCCACUCCCUGCGAGGGCGCACUCUCUCUCCCCGGCCCCAGCGCACAUGGCAUCCGCCAUCUUGGAUGUCGUGUUCAGGCCUUUGAGCGGGAUGGUAGUACCUCUGGACCCUGGAUGUGUAGCCUCUGGGUGAGGACCGGGAUCACCCCCGCCGGUCCAGAGGGGGGGGGACAGGGCCAGGACCGCCCGGGUCUUGAUCUCCGGCUUCGUACCAUUAGGCGGGAUAGUGGGGCAGCGGCCGUCUGUCCCUCUCACCGCCGGCGUAGGCCCCAACUUAUUCGUUGCGGGCUUCACCUCCUGGGGACUGUAGCUCCGGUAGCCAGCCUCUCCCAGGAUCCGGUAACUUCGUGGUUCUGAAGACCCUUGCUGCCGGUCAGUAGUUGGGUCAUUUUCCAUAAUUUUUAAAGCAUAUUUGUGGGUGUAUUGCAGGAGCUGAACUCAUGUGCGACCGUCCAGCUCGGCGGUCCGGCCCCGCCCCCCCAGAAACAAAGUUAUUUAACUCCUAAAUUGAGCAGUGAAAUUGCAGGGGAAUGAUCUAUACACUAAAACUGUUUUAUUUAGCUAAAGUAAUUUAGGUGACUAUAGUGUUCUUUAAGAUGUGUUGAUAUGGUUUGAUAAUAAAAUGUACAUUUUCAUUGAGUGUUCUUGCACUGCUUGCUUGAGUCUAACGGUGACUGCAACCACAGCAGACACAGUUAUUAUUAUUAGCAUUUAUAUAGUACCAACAUAUUCUACAGUCCUUUUCAUUUAUAGAAAAAAAGUUUUUUUUAGAAAUAAAGAAGGCCCUUUCAGGGCGUAGUUAAAUAAAUUAUACUGCAUCACAUUUUGGACUUAUUUUGUUUUUAAAAAUCUUUUUUUUAAUUAUUAUUUUUUACAAGUUGUAAUGGUUUGAAAUUAAUUUAAUUUUACCUUUUUGGACUGAUGAAAAGGAGAGUUAAAUAAAGAAUAUGGUAGGUUUAUUUAUUUUUUUUCAUUUUACAGUUAUUCCAUUUUAUUGCCCUCCUUCACUUAUUAGAUUGGGUACGUAAGGGUUAUUUAUAUUUAAUGGGGGUGGUUAGGGGAUUGGAGAUCCCCAGCCACCCAUGAGAAGGAGGAGGGACACACCACUAUUUGAAGAGCUGAACAAUAGCAUGUCCCUCAUUUUUUAAUUAUUUAGAUCCCCAACCUUCCAUCCAUAGGUAGUUGUUGGUGGCACAAGGUCAUAGUCCUUGAAAAUUAUAAUUAAGGACCUAUGCUGUCAACAAUGGGUGGGGCCCGAGGGGAUUAUACUAGGUUCUCCCCCUUUUAAUAUUAUAAUGUGGACCCCGAUGCUGCUCAUGGGUGGGAACAUGGAAAGGACACUAGGGCAUAAUAAUUAGGGCUCCCACCUACUUCCCAUGUAAGGGGACCAGGGAGGAAUGCUAGGUACCCCCUUAUAUUAAAAUAAUAAUUGUGAUAGAUUCCCCCACUGGUAUCCCCAACCCAAUGCCACCUGACAAGUAGGGGCAUAGUAUAAAAUAGAAUAGUAUAUAAUAUAUAGUAUAGUAUAAUUACUAAUUAAAGUAAUAUAUGGGUCUUAUUGCCACUUUGACUUUUUAUUUUUUUAACUAUUUUAUUUUGUAACUAUUUAAUGUGACUACAAUCCACAUUCUGGCUGGGAUGGGAUGCAUUUGGGUCUGGAUUUCAGCCAUCCAUCAGCAUUUGGUCCCUUUGGGGCUUGAUUUGAAAAAUACGGACAUUGUUAAAUAGUGUGAAUUUGGACUUUACUAAAUAACCCUGACACUGUGCUGUAAGGGAGCUAAAAAAUGUUGGCUCUUUUCCAGGAAGUAUGUAGGGAAGCUGUGUGACUUGCAGCGUGGUUAGAUAUGCCUGACCAAGGGAUUUAACAUCUAAAUAGCAGAUUUGGGCAUUUAUACUGUUUGGUCAUCAUAUAUACAUAAACACCACUUCAUUAAGCUAAAUAAAUGUUGGUGCUUUGAUUGUUCCUUUAAAUAAUUAAUUAGAUUUUAAAUGAAUUGUAAUGAAGUGAAAAAGUAAAAAAAAAAAAAAAGAAAUUGGAAUUUACACUUUGUUUUUCAAUUGGCUUCAAUUUACUAUUUUGUAAAAAAAAAAACAAAAAAAAAACAAAAAACAAGCAAACCCUAACUAAGUAAUUGGAACAGACUUUUGGAAUCUGCAUCGCCGACGCCUCGGAUUUGCAGUCCCGAUCACUUGGCAGGCAGCUUGUUCCCAUGGACACGUAGAUAUUUAAAACAUUUCUACACCCCUGUUUACUAACUACUGUUAGUAAAAGUGCCAGUAACUCCUUCAACGGGCAUCGUGCCUUGUCGACAUUGCUGACGCAUCUCACACUGUCAAUAGAUUUUAGUCAAACAUGUUUGCUGUCUUGAUUACUUUCCAUUUUGGAUUUAUUUACAGAUUGAUGAUGAUUUAGAGUAAGGGUGGGCCAAAGGCAGAACCCCAAAUGUUGUAGAACUUCAACUGUCAUGAUGCUUUGCCAGAUUUUGGAAUGUCAGAGUAUCAUGGAACCUGCAGCUCUACAACAUCUGAAGAUAUACUUUUUGCCCACCCCUAAUUUAUAAUCAUGAAACAAUUCUUUUUCUUAACAAGGCAACAUAAAUAAUAGUUAACAUUUUUGUUCUUUUUGUUUUUAUUAGGACAAAAAUAUGUAGUGUCUUCUGGAUGUUUGUGUCAGUUUUACCCACAGAUAACAUUACAAAAUAGGUAAACAUAACAUUACAUGCGUUUACAGUUAUUAAAAUUAGAUUAACCAAAGCAGUGUAAAAAAUACAUCAUUGCACUUCCCGAGUUUCAUUAUCAAUCAUACUGAGAUGAACGUCAGUAGACUACAGAUCAGAAUAGUGUUUUAUCUUCCAUGUACUGUUUUAAGUUGUCAUGCAAAUAAAUCUAACAUUCUCCAGUAGCAUGAAUUUAUACCAUACUUAAAAAAAAAAAUCUUUCACUUCUAUUUAUAACCAUAAUGGAAAAAAAAAAAUCUAUGUAUGUCACAUUUUGACUGCUAAAUUCCACCUCAGAUGUGUUCAGCAUUUACAUCCUUCUGUUGUGGGGCCUACUGGGGGAGGGAGGAGCUGUUACUUAUGUAAAAUGUAAUUCCUGUCUGGGUUUUUCAUUGUAUUUUCUUAUAAAAGAACACUUUAGGUUGAUCUAACUUUGCUUUACCUCUCCACCUUACUCAGAACUUUUGCUUUUUAUCUGUCACUGUCAGAUUGUAUUUCCCCCUUUGCGUGAUGGAGAAUGUGUCGGUUUACCAUGGAAAAAUCAGCCGUGAAACGGGGGAGAAGCUCUUGUGUGAAGUUGGUAAAGAUGGAAGCUACUUGCUACGAGACAGUGAGACAGUACCUGGCAUGUACUGUCUCUGUGUACUGUAAGUAUUGUGACCACUUACUUAAAUAGGGAUGCUUAGAAAAAGAAGUGUAUUCUACAUGAUAGUAAGACUUUUCAAAUGCCCUGAAAAGUGUGAAAUUAAGUCCCCUGGACAAGCUUAAAAUAACAUUGCAACAGAUGAUGGUGGAAACUUAAGACAAACAAUUUUAAUGUGUAUAUUUUUAUACACAUUAUUUAUCAAGAUUAUUUAGAUUGGAUAUCUUGUACUUCAUGUUGAUGGACUUGAAUUGCUUGUAGAAUGUGACUAUUGUUACAGGCAGUCAUAUUUGUUCUUAUAAAUAUUGUUAUUUUUAUACGAUUGGACAGAUUAUCAUGAGCAGAGGUAGUCAGUCUUUGGCACUCCAGAUGUUAUGGACUACAUCUCCCCUGGUGCUUUGCCUGAUCUAGCAGCAAUCAGUUGCAAUAUUUUUUUUAAAAAAAUAUUUCAAUCUGUAACCCCUUAAGGACACAUGACAUGUGUGACAUGUCAUGAUUCCCUUUUAUUCAAGAAGUUUGGUCCUUAAGGGGUUAAAAACCAAAACAAAGACAAAAUAAAAACCUGUAAACAAAAAGAUACAUAUGUCUUGGCCUACCUGUUUUUACUUCUGCAAAAUUACUUUCUUUUGUAUCUCUGUAUUAGUCUAAUCCUAAGUAAUCCUCAUACAUUUGUAAAACCACAAACCCUAUCUUAUUUUUGAAAAAUAUAUUUAACCUAAAAAAACCUAUAUGCGAUUUGAUAUUUUACAUUUCUUCUAAGCCCAACAGCCCUUUUGCCUCAUAGUCAAGAGCAGGUAUUGUAUCCCUCUUAAACAGUUUUACAAAAAAAUUAUUAUUAUUAUUUCAUUGCAUUGUCGAUCUAAGGAGAUAAGUCCAAGGCUGAACUUGAUGAACUUGAAUAUUUUUCAGCCUAUAACACUGUGUAACCGGGUAACUAUUUGCCGAAGUAUGAUACUAGGUAAAGCAUGAGUAUAUUUAAUUGCGAGUAGUCCCAAAGUCUGCAUAAACUUUGUUCUAUUUUACCUUUAUUUUUUUUUUCUCCCAAAGAUAUAGUUAUCACACUUAAUAUCCAAAUAUUUGUUUAGGUAUUUUACCAAGAACAUCUGAGCUAGUUUUCAAAGUCAUAGUCCCAUCACAACAUAUAAGUAACACAUUUUUUGUGCAAAUCAAUUUCUAUUAAAACCAGUUAGCUCUUGUGCCUUGAUUUGGACAACCAUGCAGUUGUAUCUCAAGGUAUUUGUAGAAGGAUAUUAAUGUUCGGACGUUUAAAUGUACAUAGCUCGUUUACCAUUUUGUGCAAUGAUUUCUUUACAUUUUCUUUGAAAUACUAUAAGAUUUAGAAGAGAUGUUCACAUGCUAUAGACUGUUAUAUUCUUUUGGAAAUUAACAUAUAACCCCACUUGAAAUUAAAAGUAAUUAGAUUUUUUUUUUUUUUAAUUAGACAACAUGUUUUGCAAAGUAAUUUCUUAGAAUAUUUUGGUAAAUUUCUUAGAAAUGCUCAGUGCAUUGUUUAUUCUGUAAUCUGAGCAUUGAAUAAUAUGAACAAGUGCAUAUACAUUUUGUGGGUGUGCCUUGCAACAUUUAUUUGUGUGUAUACUUUCUCAGGCUUUUGAGGACUUGUGUGUGAUGUGGUUAGUUUAAAAAAUAUAUAUAUUCUCAGGGUCUCUUAGAAAACAAAUGGUUAGCCGAAGUCAACAGAAUUAAUCAUUAGUAAGUAGUUUAAAAGUGUGUCUAUAAAUCAUUUUGCAAAGUCAGUACAAAGGUAUUCUUUUUGUAUUUGUUGUAUUUCAUGGGAAAGGAAAUACGUCAAUGUUUUCUCUGUUUUAGAUAAAUGUUCUCUGUUUUGGAAUAUUGUCUGUGUUUUAUUUCAAUUUCUAUCUAACUGGUAGCUGACUUUGUUCCCUAGAUAUGUUUGAUCUACAUCUCCCAUGAUCCUCAGUCAGGCUAAAGGGAAGAUAUAAUUCAUGGGAAAUGUAUUUCUCAUGCAUAUGAAGCAUAAAGGUACUACUGCUUAGCACAUAGACUGAAACUAAACCCUAAGUGUUUAAAAUGUUCUGAAUAACUUAAACAUAUACAGGCUUCCAUCUAUUCCAAGUAAUAACUGUACCUGUGGUAACUGAACAGGCAUUAUACUAUUAACUUCUAUGUGAUAAUAUCUUGGUCAUUUUGUAUAACGUGGUCGGAACACGAUUUACAAAAUGAAAAUGCAAUGCUAAACAAUUAUUUUUUUCAAGAAAAACAAUAUUAUAAAAUAAACCGGAGCACAGUUUAAUAAAGGUGUUGAAUAACCGUCCACUGAUUAAAAAUAUUUUAGCUACACAAAAAAAAAGAAAGGGUUAUUUAGUCUACCAACACUGGACAAACAGCAAUGCUGGAUGUCAUUUUGAAUAUCUGCAUUUCUGAAUAUGUUGAUGAGGCAUAUGCAUUUUUAUAGGAUUCCAUUAACCAUCCUUCAUUUUAAUGGGUUCUCUAAUAUAAUCUGCAAUCUCUAAUUAAUAAGUACAUGUAUCAUAAAGUAAUUUGUAAAUUGAAUCCUGGCAUGUAUCUCAUUAAGUAAUAUAUAUAUUUUAUAUUUUAUUUUUCGAAUAGUGUUUUUUUUGGAAUUUUUAUGAGCUAAUUCAUAUCUUAUAUAUAACAAGCCAUACUGCAGAAUAAGGAAGGAGGGUGGGAAAAUGAUAGAUUCCUUGCUUGUAUAUAAAAUACAUCCCCUAUACCAAGGGUAGGCAACAUUUGGCACUGCAGAUGUUGUGGACUACAUCCCCCAUAAUUCUCUUACACCCAUAAUGCUGGCAAGACAUCAUGGAAGGUGUAGUCCAAAAUAUCUGUAGUGCCGAAGGUUGCCUAUAACUGCUUUAUGCUGUCAUAAGAAUGGAAAAAUACCCUAUGAGUUAUAAUUCUUAAGUAGAUACAAAUCUGCCUUUGUGUCAUCCCUGGUUUAGAGACUGGUUUGAGAUUAUCAUUCCCUUCCUCUGGGAGUCAAUCUUGGCUUUUGGAGUUAUUUGAGAAGCAAUAGGAAUCACUGCACUAUUACAUUUUUCAUUGUCUUUAGAAUUAACCAAUAGGUAAUUAUUUUCUGAUAUCACUGCUUUUACAAAAGUGAGCAAAUGUUGAGACUUCUGUUUUUAAUUUCCUGUAAAAUAAAUGGUUCCCAAUGAUAGGUUUGAAGAACCCUGCGUAAUUAAAAACUCAUAUGCGUUUAUCCAAAUAUGUGUGGUUUCUGCAUACUGGCCAAGAAUUACCAUCUAUCCAUAUUCAGAUUGGUUUAAAACACCAGAUAGUGAUUCAGAAUAGAGAUUUAAGUGAAUCAAUUAUAUUCUGUGUGAUAUUCCAUAUAAAAGCACAUAAAGCAAUGUUUAAUGAAACGCUCCACCUUUUAGCUAAAUUUAUAGAUUUUCAAAAUGAAUUUUGAUAUGAGCUGUUUAAUUCUAUACAUUACUUGCCAGGCAAACAGGAAUUGUCACACAUCGAAAUGAAAUAAGGCUUGGUCAAAACGUUGUGUAAAUACGCACUUGCACACAGAAAGCAACACUAAAUUAUUUGAGACUGUGUAUAAAAACAACAGGUAAAUAAAUCUUGCACUCCAUACUGAGUAAACCAUGCAUUGUGUAAAACUGCGAGGCGAAAUUGCAAAUUAUUGUUCAAAAUAGCCAAAUUAGAAAAAUUCUCCAGAACAGCUAUAUUUCUUGCUCGAUGAUUUUGACCAAGAAUUGUCAAUGGACAGUAAUACCUUCAAGGUAGUGUGUUCAGGAGCUAAUUCACUUUUAAAUGGCUUAUUCAGUAAAACUAGAUAUAAUAGUUAUGUCGAAAUCUGGAACAGUUCAUGAUGGUAUAAAUGAGAUGUGUGGUGUGUAUACCUUUAAAUCUGCUAAAGGCAGAUUCUAUCUGUUACACACCAAACGAUCUGCUUAAUAGAAAGCAACUACUUGUUACAGAAUAACAACAUAAAGAAUGGUUAUCUGUUUGCUAUUAUUAUGCACACAAUUAUAUAAGAAAUAGUGUAUUUAACUUUAAAUCGGCUGGUAGCAGACUGAAUAGUGCAAAAACAGUGCUUGUUGUUUAAAAAUGAUAUAAAAAUUUAUUCAUAAUAUAUAUGGAUAAAAGAAUAAGUAUCCUUAUUCUUUUAUCCAUAUAUAUUAUGAAUACAUUUUUAUAUCAUUUUUAAACAUCUUUAUUUUUCGAAUAGUGUUUUUUUUGGAAUUUUUAUCUGCUAAUUCAUAUCUUAAGGGAUUUUAUCAUAAUACUAAGUAUAGAGAUCAAGAAUUCUAUAUAUCUCUCUACUGAAAACCAACACUGUUUUUGCACUAUUCAGUCUGCUACCAGCCGAUUUAAAGUUAAAUACACUAUUUCUUAUAUAAUUGUGUGCAUAAUAAUAUCAAACAGAUAACCAUUCUUUAUGUUGUUAUUCUGUAACAAGUAGUUGCUUUCUAUUAAGCAGAUCGUUUGGUGUGUAACAGAUAGACUCUGUCUCUAGCAGAUUUAAAGGUAUACACACCACACAUCUCAUUUAUACCAUCAUCAACUGUUCCAGAUUUCAACAUAACUAUUAUAUCUAGUUUUACUGAAUAAGCCAUUUAAAAGUGAAUUAGCUCCUGAACACACUACCUUGAAGGUAUUACUGUCCUUUAUAUCUCCAGGCAGGUUUUGGAUGUAUCCCUGUCUUAGUUCAGUUUUGAGCAAUUCACUUUAAGUCAGACUUCCUCAUCUCUGUGUGUUGCAUUAGGCAGACCAGAUUUCACAUAUUCCAAGAAUUGUCAAUGUUUUCGUGAAUUAUCCACAAUUACGGGGUUAAUGAAUAAGCUUGUAUGAACUUUUUAAGAAACAGGGAAUAAAGGUGAAUUUGGUUUCCCUUUCUUAUUCCCUAGUUAAUUUUCCACUGCUUACUGUGUACUAAAUAUAUGCCUACAAAAAAUUGAAAAAGUUUUACAGUUUAUAAGAUCUGUAUCAUUUUGCAUAUUUUAAAGAAUGAACAUGCUGCAAUAAAAUGAUCUAUAUAACACUUCAUACAAAAUAAAGCACCUGCUUACUGCUUCUUCACACAGCAAGAAAAUAUGAAUUUCUAAUGUUGCAUAGGUGUAACUUUCAUGUCUAGAAAUUGAUCUGCCAAACUCAUUGUGAAACAUAUUGAACGCUUGCAUUGGUUAUAUUUUACUCAGAAACAAAGAAAUAGGGAAUUAAACAAUAUUCAGAUGUCAGAGUAAAUAUUGCGUGUAUUAAGAAUCCAUAUAUAUUUGUUUCUGUUAUGUAUUUUUUUAAUUAUAUAAUAUAUAUAUAUAUAUAAAAAAUAUGAUACAUUUUACAGAUGUGCAUAAGAGCACUACAGAACUGUAGAAUAAAACAGCAGUGACAUGCAGUUAUUUGAUUCGUAUCAGAAAUGGCACAUAAUGCAAAGGUUGAAAUACAAAUACAGCAAUACAUCGAUGCAUCAGUUAGCAGUGCAUUAAGUUAUCAUAAGGUCACCUAACUGGUUAAACAAUUAAGCCAUAAGUCUUCGACUGCAACUUAUAUAAGUGCUUUUCAUUCUGUAGAGUAGACUUUUCAAGAAAGUCUUGAAAAAAGUCUUGAGAAAGGUAGGAAACAAAAAAAGGAAAGGAAAAAGCAUAGAAUUCAGAAGAUAAGAAGGGUAGAGAAAUUAUCAAGGUGCGUGCAAGGUAUAGGCACUCUUCACUUACUGACCGGGUUCCGGUUUUACGACCCGGCCGUAAAACAAAUUGGUCGGUAAGUGAGGAUGCGUUACAGAGCAUGCGUACCAGUGCAGGUCUAUGUUCAGGGAAAUUUUCCCGAACAUAGACAAGCACUGCAGAGCAGGAAAUCCCUCAAAUCUAUGUUCGGGGAACAUUCCCCGAACACAGAUUAGACGGAUUCCCUGCUCUGGUGCAUUUUUUUAUGUUCGGGGAAAUUUACCCGAACGUAGACAAAUGCACCAGUUUGGGGAAAAGUCCCUGAACAUAGACCAGCUCUCUAACGUGGAGAAUCUCUUGAAUCCCCAUGCUGGAGAGCUGGUCGUAAGUGUGAGCCAUCGUAAAAUAGGUAAAAUAAGGUGAGGACCACCUGUAUUGCCUAACAAUUUCCUAUAAGCAUGUGAUCUAGUAUAAAAUGGAAACCUCUAACAUCAACAUCAUCAUGUCUUCAUGGUCAUGCCUAGGUGUUUAUGAUGUCCAAAAAGAGUUGCCCUGAAGAAUACUCUUACAAAGUGGGUACAUUCAUUACCUCCCUCACUCUCUUUUUAAAAUGUAUUUAUUUAUUUUAUUUUGAAUGUAUUUAUAUAUAUGUUCUGAGAAGUCCUCCCAUUAUGUGUGGGGUAUCACGUAUGGUGUUUGAACCAACGUUAGAAUAUCUACCUACAGCCCAGACUUUUAUUAUCUUUUAACCUCUGUGAGAGUUUCUAAAAGCUAACCUUUCAUAUGAUUCAUUUAUAAAAACUUUGAGUAAUAUUUCCUGCUUAGUAGAUAUUUUUAUGGAAUUCCACCCCCUGUCAAUUGCAAAGUUGGCAGUAAUCAGGACAUUAAAGGUUAUUAAUUUGUGAGUAUUUGACAGUCUGGCUGAAUAUGUUUACCUGUUAUUUGUGAAUCAUUUGCCAGAAGGUUCUAAUAGCCCUGCAAUCCCACCAUAUAUGGGACAUUGACCUUUUCUCAUAUAAACACGUCCAACAUUUGUCGGAUGAGGAAGGGUUUAGGUGUGUCGGUACCAUGUACCACCUGCAUGUUAUUUUUCUGUUAUUUUGUUCAAGAAGCAAUGGGUCAUAGCAGGUUGAGAUUACCUUGUCUCUGGGAGGUUUAUUGACGCACAUCUGCUCUAUUAUGGAAAGAUCUGAAUUAGUAUUAUCAAAGUUGAGUUGCAUCAGUUAUGCAUCUAAGUGUGAUUUGAUUUAGAGGUAUUUUUCUAAGGGAUAGCGUUAUCUUUGGACAGUUUAUGAAAACGUAUAAGGGAAUUCCGUUACCACAGUUGGUACAUCUGUUAUGUAGUUUUAUUAGAAUUUAACCUGCUUUCUUUCAACCCUUGUGUUUAUGGUCUAAAUUUAAUUGCAAAUGUAGCAGUGCAGUACAAAAGGUACAUUCAAUUUUAAUAUAGCAGCCUAUUAAGAACCAACCCAAAAACUGCCAACAAGUUCCUUACAAAUACCUAAAAUGGUAAGAAACUGUCCCUAUUAAACAUAAGCCAGUGCUUCUGUGGAACUUCUUUGAGAGCCAGACUGCUUGUCUUGGAUGUUUACACACAAACACAACCUGCUCUGUUACAUCAUCCACUUGAGAUUUCUCUGCAUGAAAUUCUGCUUCUAAUCUGGAUUUUGCAAUAUCUUCAUCCAGAAUUUUUUUCCAGAAUUUCUGUAGUUGUAGUUCUCUCUAUUUUGCAUCAGAAUUAUUGCAGAUUACCCUGAGAAACUGGGAAAUCGGUACAUAGUUCUUAAGUGCCUGCAGAUUGAAGCUCUUUGCAUGAAACACUAUACUACUAUAUAUUUCUUUGUCGAAUGGCAUAUAAAUAGCCACUGUUUUUCCAAGAAACUUUAUUGAAAAUGUCACAGAUGUGGAUAAGGAGUUCACGUGUAGCUCCAUAUCAUUCUGAUUUUCUGUCCCUUUCUACAAAGUCAAAGCACUAGAUUAAAAUAACUAUUGAUAGUAGGUCCACUUGAAUUACUGGAAAGGGUUUGUUUAGGUUUUAGGUUGUCCUCUUGAGUCUGGAGAUUACAUCAGCUGUAUCACGAGCACAAGUUGGUAUUGAUUAAAACAGGAUCUUUAAAAAAUCUCUCAAGCCAUUUGCUGAUUGGCUCUAAGAGUCCACUCCUGGCCAAGAUAAUUGGUCAUCCCAAGGGUUUUUGUGGAUCUUUUGUAGAGUAUAGAGAAUAGGAUACUGAGGAUGUUCCUCAAAGAUAUGCUCCUUUUUUAAUGUUAGCCUAAAUGCCUCUGAUGAUAACCCUUGGGACAAGUGGGCCAAAUAACUUGAUUAGUAGAUGGUACUUGUAACAGAGCUCCUAGUACUCCACCGAGUACCUCCGUUGAUGGAUGCUCCUAGUGCUUCCCGAGGGCUCCAAGCGCUUCUCCAGGCACCAUAAGCACUGCAGACCGAACCUCUCUUCCUGUAGAGAGCAAAGCUGGAACAAGCUCUUAAAAGAGCUCAGUGAUUAUAGCUAGAGGAGUAUACAGAGUAUAGCAAUCCCCCAGUGUAGAUGCAGCCGAUCCCUCAAUCAUGAGAUGAGGCUCUAUGUUGAGGGUCAAAACAGGAAUAGACAGAGCUGUGUUUUUAUUUUUCUUAUAUACACAUUCUUACACAUUAGUACCACCCACAGGGUUUUGUGGAACAUCCAAUCAACACAUAAUAUACAGUAAAACACUCACAUUCAUUCCAGCAAAAUCUUUCCCUCUGCCUGUGAUAUAAUUACUGAACACAAUGGGCUAAUGUAAUUAUCACAGGCAGGAAAAUACACAGUUUUACACAAUAUUCAUAACUUUAAAAGUAUACAUCACAUAAAACUUACAUUUUCAGAAUCAGCAUACUCCAAAAACAAACAUACUCAAAAAUAAGACAAUUCCCUCCAGUGGCUUAAAAGUUAGGUUGAAGUCCUUUGUGACCAACUGAAGCAUGGCUUUCCAGCCCAAACCAGUUCCACAGAGUCCUCUAUCCUGGAGAUAAUUGGCUUAGCAAAAAUACACAAAAAUACAUAAUUCCUAUCAUACUGAACAGAACCCCCACAUUCAACCUAUCCCCAGGUGGCUUUGAUCUGAGCGCUCAAUAUAUCCAAACAGCGCUCAGAUCCCACAAACACAGUCAAAUCGCCAUGGGGUUUUAAAUUUAGCAUGGGCUGAUGAGAGGGGGGCAUAGUCAUGAGGAAGGAGGCUUGCAAUCAGGCUUCUCCAUAACCCGGGGAAGCAGGGCAAUUUGUCAUAAGAGAAAAUAGGGACAAAAUGCAUUUUGUAACACAGGCUUCUCCAGGACUCAGUGGCGAGGUUAGUUUUGCAAACAGUACUUAGUACUUAGUUGGAAUCACUCAAUUGCAUUAAUAUGUCCUUCUGAUAAUCAGCAUAAUUCACUAUAACAUUGCCCAUUCCCUUAUCUGCUGGGUGAACAGUGAUAGAAUUGUCCACUGAAAGACUUUUCAAGGCAACUUUCAACUUUAGGAAUAUAACAAUGUCAUGAUUUUCCCUAUGAAGAUAAGGGAUGCUGUUAGAUUUCACCAAAUGUGAGAAUGCAUUUAUGUAGACAUGGCUGGUGGAUCUAAAUUGGCAUUUAACCUGUACUAAAUCUGUGUGAUCUCUUUUCUACCAAAAUUUAAAGUGUUCCACUAUACAUUUAAGGUCAUGUGGAUCCAGGGUGGGGAUGAAGGAUAAGGCCUUAGACAAAAUGCCCACUUCAGUAUUAUUAAAAACAUCCAAGUGAUUAAUUUAAAAUUGCUGUCAAUUAUCCUGAUCAGAGGCUGGCCUCAUUGAUUGGGUGAUGUUUCCCACUUCCUGAUGUUCCAGCUGAAGUAUGCUGGUUCCUUCUUCCUGCUGGGCCAGGACCACAUAUCAGUCCCAGACCGCUGCCUAAAAAUGUACUCCUAGUAGAACAUCCUUGUAAGGUAGAUGAGACUUGAGAUAUAGGGGUUAUAAGCUGCUAAUUCAGAAUCUAAGAAGAAAAAAACUACUAAAGGCAAGGAAAACCUUAGCAAAAGACUUUGGAAGAGGUUACAGAGGUAGAUAGGGCAUAACCCUUAUAUACAAAUAAUGUAGACUAAUGAGGUUGGUUAACUCCUAAAAGUAGGAAGAAAAUCCACCCCCACUGGAAUUACCUCUAAUUUAAAUUCAAUAUAAGGUAUUCAAUUUAAAGUAGAGGUAAUUCCAGUGGGGCUAGAUUUUCUUCCUACCUCUGGAGUUAACCAACCUCAUUAAUUCAGAAUCUAAGUCUCAUUUACAUGAUUUAUAUUCAACCGUAGAGCUUAUAAAGCCAAAUAUGCAAAGUAUACAUCACAUUGCAGUGUGAUAAACGCUUGGGACUUUCCUCAGGACCCUAAAAAAGGGUCCUCUUGAAAAAAACACAUAAAAACACACACACAGAUUAUAUAUAUAUAUAUAUAUAUAUAUAUAUAUAUAUACACACACACACACACACACACACAAAGCUCGGAUAGAAUCUACUACUGCCUGAACUAUGUUGCUAGAACUCCGACAAUCACCACAUCAUCAAAGUAGGCAGCUGCACAUUCUUUAUUGACUUAAAUAUGCUACACAUCAUUCACUGAAAAGUAGCUGGGGCACCAUGCAAACAAACUGUAUACUGGAACAGAUCCACUAGUGUAGAAAACCCUUCCCCCUCCCAUUAUCCUUUCCAUCAGGAGAACCUGUCAAUAGAUUUUUGUUAAGUCUAAAGUACUUAGAUAUCUUGAACCCUUUAGUCUCUCUAUUAAUUCAUCAACCGAGGCAUAAGCAUCAGACUUAGAAAUGUCAUUCAAUUUCCAAAGGUCAUUUGGUUUGGGCACUAGAGCAACGGGAUUGUUUCAUUCAUUCUGUAAAACUUCAAUUACCCCUAAGUCCAAUAUUGUAUUUACUUCUACUUUAAUGCAUCUCUCUCUGGUAUUCAGUAAAGGAAGGGGUGUUUUUUUCUUUUAUGAUAUUAUUGGAUUGAAGCAAGUACAACUAGAUAUAUUGGUGCUCCCUAGUUGAUUUAGGUAAUGGCCCUACUAAAUUCAUCGCAAUCUGCUCAAAAGGAAUUUUUAUAAUGGUAUUAAUGAGUUAGGAAAACCGAAAACCUUUCAAUGGAUUUCACUAACAUUCUGGAUAGGGUCUACAAAAUCUUUCUUUUUCUGCAAAAAUACUUGCACGCAUCCCAGGUUUUCUCAAUCCCAAGUGUACACUUCUGUGGGAUUUGUGUGGGGUAUAACAGCUCCAUCUCCCCAAUCCUUUUUUAUCUAUUCGAUAAAGCAAAUCAUGUUUUAUCUUACAAUAAGAAAACAACAAAUGUUUAUUAGAAUCAGUGAUAGUUCUCUCAACCGUCUGUACAUUUUCCCCUGCAGCUGUUAAAGCUGUUAAAGUUAGCCUUCCCACAAGGCAGUAUAAAAAUUAUCAUUACCCAUACUAGAAGUACCUCUUUUUCACAUCAAAUAAACAUAAUAAACAUAAAAAAAGGGAAAAUUUUAUCUUCGUCCAGUACCCGUUGACCUUCCCCUGUGAACAUUUCAUGACUUUCUAUGGCCUUUACCAAUAUUCAUCACAAGUAAGGGAAGUCUCUGCCUAUCACCUUGUCAUAUGGCAAAAUAGGUACUGCAACUACAUGACAUUUAAUACCAGUAAUAAUUUGUUCUUCUGCUGUGGGGUAUGAGCGAAUGUCACCAUGUAUACAUACAGUAUCAAGCAAUUGCAACGUUUUUGAUAUUUCAGGUUUAAUCAAAACACUUUUUACCAAUGUAACCCUACUUCCAGAAUCAAUGAGGGCUUGAAUAUUCUUACCGUCAACCUACACAUUUAUUUUAAUGAGCUAUGCUUUAUCGGUAGUUUGGGUACAUUUCUUAGUGCAGCUCUGUCUUCCAGCUGAGCCUCCGAUACACUGCUAACUUGUGUAACAAGCAAGCGGUUCGUAUCCUGCUAAAAUGCAGGAGUCUGCACCAAAGCCUUUACCAAGUUCCUAUUUUUAAUGCAAAUGUCUAAUGGCUUUGCAAAGUUUUCUAUCAGUGGUUCUCGGAGAACCUUUAUAGCCACAGACCAUGUAGUGUUGUGCCUUCAUCCUCAACCACAUUGCUAGCCAAAACAACACUAUCCUCUAGGAUACAGACUGCGGCAGACUUAAAAUCGCAGAAGGGAGACAAUGUAUUCAAUAAAUAAGCAAAUGCCACCACUGGCUUUAAAUCACAUUCACAGAUGUUUAAAAAACUACAAACAAAAACCUAGCUCCUUUAGAGCGCUAGCUAAAUAUUCAACGAUCAUAACUAUCCCGGAUAAAAUAACUCAGUUUUCUCUGAUAAGUUUUACUGCUCACUGCUGCACUGGGAUAACUUGUUUAAACAAAACACUCUAUUCUUUCUAGGAGUCAGCAGCCUGAGAAUUUACAUGCUGUUAAUUCAUUAAUUAGGGAGAGGUGAGUGGAUAGACUAUAAAGGAUUCCAGGUCCUAAAGAUUACCUCCACAAGCCUUCAAGACACUGUGUGACAAUAUAUACAAUAUUUAUAUAUAUCAGAAAAAAGGCCUGAAGUGGCCUUUACAUUGAUUGUUUUAUGAUGUAAUGCACCAAAUAAAAACCACGACAAUCAGACCUAUGAGUGCAAAUAUUUUUUUUUCUGAUAUUUUUCUUAUGCAAUACUGCAUCCAGGCAUUAUAUAUUUUUUGUGUAUUUAUCGAUUGAUUGAGAUAAAUGCCGGGAUUUGAAAAUACAGUGUAUAUAUAUAUAUAUAUAUAUAUAUAUAUAUAUAUAUAUAUAUAUAUAUAUAUAUAUACACAAACUGACUUACAUUUAAAUAACAUAUUAAUGGUAAUGUUUCAUUGAAGUGCUAAUGUGCAAAAAAUUGUUGUUGUUUGUGGUAUAGCUCAGUUGGAUAUAGCACAAAUUAUAGAGUGUUCACACCCCACAGACUAUUCACUAAAUGUUCAAUUGUUGGGAAUUCAAAGUGGAUAAAUAGUGAUUUUCAUAUUAUAGGACAUAAAGUUGAACUAUAAAAAUAUCAUCCUUCAGAGGUAUGAAAACCAUUUUAUUCUAGGUAGUAUUACUGGAGUUUUAAAAUUAAAAUUCUAAAAUAUGUAAUUAUUAAGUGUCCUCAUUAACCCAAUGCUUAUUAUAGUUUAUAGAAACUUGCAUAUACACUUAUUACAUACAGAGACACUCACACAUAGACACAUUCAUACAUGUUGUGGUAACAAGUAAAACUAAAAUAUAUCGUAUCCUGUGAUAGUGAUAGUGAGCAGGAUACAAUAGAGCAGCCAGACGCCAGCAGAAGCAAUUCUCUCCUUCCCCCAUACGGCACUUACGACCUGGGGCCUGACGGACUGCCAAGCAUCUAAGAAUCAGAGUGAGGUUUGGCACGCACGCCAACCUCCCCAGCAGCCGGCAAGUAAUUUCUUUUCGUUCUGAUACAACAGUAUCCACUGUAAUCCUUAACAGUUACAGUGUGUAUGAAGUCAGUUGUGCAAAAUCUGCAUUGGCUAAAGACUUGCUAACCGUUCCUGGCUCCUAUUUUUUGUAUUUGUAUUUUUAUUCCAAUUUUGGAUUAUUCUUUUAUGAUUUUUGUAUUGUGAAUAAAUUUCUACAUUAUCAUUUUUAAUAUUCUUUUCUCAAUAGUGUUUUUUUCAAUUUUUUAUUUGUAUUUUUUUGCUUAUUUGCAUUUCAAGUGACUGUAUUAUAUUAAAUACAGCAAUUACGGAGUUCUACAUAUCUCCUUACUGAAAGUUCAAUACUGUUUUGUGCACUAUUUAGUCUCCCAAUGGAUCACUUAAAUCGAUACACACACCAUAUAAAAUAGUGUGUAAACUAAAAACUCAACAGGUAACCGGUUUUUAUAUGGUUAUUCUGUACUUAGAAACUGCUUUGUAUCAAGCAGAUUAUUUGGUGUGUACCAAACAGAAUCUGCCUGUAGCAGAUUUAAAGGUAUACACACCAUACAUUUUGGUGAAGUUAUCAUCCAGUGUUCUAGAUAUUAGUUUUAUUCAACUAUACCAACUAAGUCACACACAAGUGAAUCUGCUCCUGAACGCAUUACCUUGAAGGUAUCACUGUCCUUUACAAGCUCAUAGACACCCAUAUAUACAUGUAUCACAUGUACAGACACAUACAUUUUUUUUUAUAAAUGGUGAACCCUCACAUUCCCCUGCUGCAUAAGAUUGUCAGAUAUGAGGUUGGAGAGAGAGGAGCUCUGUUUUUUUCUUGUGGUGCCUACAAAUGAAACAAAUUGUACAUGCAGAUAUUUAUAUACAUUUCAUUAUUUCUGCCAUGUACUCGAAUAUAAGACGAGUUUUUCAGCACAAUUUUUGUGUUGAAAAACCCCCACUCAUCUUAUACUCGAGUGAGUGUCUGUAUUAUGGCAACUUACAUUGCCAUAAUACAGACAAGGACUGCCGGGCUCAUUACAAGCCCGGCAGUUCUGUUGGGGGCUGGCAGAGAGCUGUUACUUACCUUUCCUGCAGCUCCUGCCAGCUCCCUUCUCUCUCCUCCGAUCCGGUUAGCUCCCUUCUCCUCCAGUGUAAGUCUUGUGAGAGCCAUGGGGUCAGAGCGUUGCCACGGGUGAAUAAGGCAGUCACACCGCGAGACUUACACCGGAGGAGAAGGGAGCUGAUCGGACCGGAGGGGAGAGAAGGGAGCUGACAGGAACUGCAGGAAAGGUAAGUAACAGCUUUCUGCCAGUCCCCCUCCUACACAGCCAAUGCCACUGGACCACCAGGGAAUGAGAGCCCCCCUCCCUGGCCAGCUAACAAGCAGGGAGGGGUGACAAAAAUAAAUAAAUACAAAUUUAAAUAAUAAUAUAAUAUUUCCCACCAUAGUCUUAUACUCAAGUCAUUAAGUUUUCCCAGUUUUUUGGGGUAAAAUUAGGGGUCUUGACUUAUAUUCGGGUCGACUUAUACUCAAGUAUAUACGGUAUAUCAUAUGCUUAAAGUUAAAUAUAAAUAUAAUAUGAAUUCUUAGCAGAUGUCUUUUGUAAAAACAUUACAGCACUAAGUCUGUUUACAUUGUAGCACUAAGUCUGCCCUCAGUGAAUGUCUACCAGACAACCACUAGAGGGCUUCCAGAAUCCAAUCAGACUUUUGGUCCGUUGUCUGAUGCUGGAUGUCCUCAGGCUCUGCAUGAGGACUUUCAGCAUCAGAUUUUCCCCAUAGGAAAGCAUUGAUUCAAUGCUUUCCUGUGGGGAGGUCUAUUAAGUGCGCGGGACGGAGGAGGGUUCAGAGCUUGAAACCAGAGCCUGAAACCAGAGCCAAAGGACAUUGGUGCUGGGAUAAAGUAAGUAAAUAAAGGAGAUGGGGGGGGGGUGCGGGAAGGGUAGGCAGAGGAAUCAGUAGUGCCAGGAAUACCGUUUUGUAUUCCUGGCACUACAGUAUCUCUUUAAUCACUGCAUCUAAGCGCUAACGUAAUAGAAACUUGUUUAAAAGAAGAACCCAAAAUAUAAUUCACAAUGGAGUAAGGGGGAAGGUGCCAACUAAAGGAAGGAAGAAAAAAUAGGUCAUAUCAUUGUACCCAGUAAUAUGAAUAAGUGCCCACUUCACAGGAGGUGGGUUAUAGUGUUAAAAGUUCAAGUUCAUUAAGUUACUUAAUGUCACCUUAACUGAAAGUAAUGUAAAAACAAAAUAUUUUAGUAUGAACGUGUGAAAAAAAACUGGAGUUUUUGCAAGAGCUGAUAAUUUCAAGUUGUUUUACAGAGAUAAGAUCUGUUCCGUUACCCAACCACAUUACAGUCUGUUUCUACACACAAGCUGUCUCUACAAACAGUCUGUUUCUACACACUCUGAAUUUACACACAAGCAUCCUGCUCAACUGUUAAACCGUACGUCGCUAGAAUUCCAACAAUGCAAAAUGAAGAACUAGUUAAGUUAUGUAAUGUGAUCCAAAACCACAUAUCAUAAAUUAAAACUAUGUUGCAUAAGAAGUGUGGUUAGUUCUUUGUUAAGUAUAAUUUCAAUUAGUAUAAUUAUUGAUAUUUAUAAAAUACCAAAAUAUUCCACAUCACUGUUGUGUCGAGUGGCAUAACUAUCAUGGUUGCCCAUCAUUCCAUGGGGCCUGGCCGCAGACCCCUGCAACCGAGGGCCACCAUAACUUCAGGGCUGGUGUACGUCCACACCGGCCCAGGGCGCGCGGUUGUUGGGUGAAUCGUAGAAGGGGAGAGCUGUGCUGCACCCCCUUCUGCUGCCGUAUGUAGCGUGACCUACCUAACAGGAAGUGAUCACUGACCGGGUACCACAGUCCUCUUGGCCAUGCUACCUGGAGGUGAGGGGAGUGAGGGAGAUAUACAUGGGGGGUGGGAGAGACAAUUGGAGGGUGUGGGAAGGAGAAUGAGUCACAUGGAGGGCAUGGGGAAGAAUGAGAUAGAUGAAGGGACUGAGGGGGGAGAAUGACACAUGAAGUGGCUGGGUGAAUAAGACUCUGGGAGAAGCUGGAUGGGGGGGAAUGAGUCACCUGGAGGGGGAUCUGACAAAUGAAUGAUAGACCCAGGGCCCAGUGAUUUUUAGUUAAGCCUCUGCUUGUGUCCUUUUCCACUUUCUUGUUCUUUCCAAAACAAGAAAGCAGUGUGGAGUUUUCCUCCAACUGGCAAAAUUCAGGCCAAAACUGUUCAUUUCUGGAAGAUCAUGGGUCACAUAAUAAGGAUCAAUUUUGUUUGCUGAUGUCUCAUCAAACUUGUCUGUUAUUAUCAGGAAGCAUUUAUGCAUAUAAAUAUUUAGAAUAAACCAAGUGAAAUAAGGAUAAGGAAAGUCAAUUACAAAUAAAUUAAGGCUUAUGACUGAUCGUGUCUGCCAAAUAAGCACUUCUCUUAAAUUAUUGUUAGUAUGCAUGAUGGGUUGAUGAAACAAACAUUUCCAUGCCAUGUAUAAAAAGUGAUAACAGUUACAGUAGAUCUGUAUUUCCUGUGUAUAGAUAUAUAUAUAUAUAUCUUUCAAUGCUUUGAAGCUAGAAGAUUCUCAGAUUUUAACAAUUGUUAUGUCAUUUAUUGAGCUCUAACAAAUUCUUCAAUUAAGAUUUUUUUUAAAAAGCUCACAUAAUAAAUUCGUUCUAAUUGCAUUUGGUAGAAUUCUUAGAGUUGAAACACAUGUACGCUAUUUUUCUGGGCUGUUCUAAUUCUAGGCUACAGCCACGUGACACAGCCUGGAAGCCUUUAUUGACAUAUGUUUUUAAAUGAUUCAUUAUUGAAUUGUGAUUUUAUAGUAAAUUGCACCAAUCUUAACAUUAUUCACUUGAAAAUCACGGCCAUUUAAAUCUUAAGAUUUAUAACUACACUAGAAGUUUGUGCUAUUAUGCUUGUUAAUGGGCUAAUGUUGAGUGCUUGUGAGGGAUACAUAGGGUUACUUAGACUUCAGAGGCAUGGGUUAAGGAGAAACUAUACUUAGGGGUAACUUAUUUUAAGAUGUUUGGACUGCAAUUUUAAUCACUAGCCAAAGAACCAUGUGAGUUAUAGUCCACAGAAUCUUAAAGGCACAAAUGCUCAGGACUGUAACUAUGAUUACAAAAACUACUCUGACCACCCUCCUGUCACCUUCCCCUAACUGAAUCUACACUCUCCCUAGGCCUUAUUCCCUCUGUCAUCAGUGAAGAUCUUUACAUUGCUGUUAAUAAUGACAUUGCAAUUCAAAUGCAGAAACAUUACUGACUUGCUAUGCAUGACUAUUGCAUUUAAGUCACCGUUUCACUAGUAUCGACACUACAGCAUAAAGGAUCAUUCAUAGACAUGUGUACAUGAAUGUGAAUGAGUGUUCAGCUGUUUCUUGUGACUUUACACCAACAUGUCAUUUGAUUUCACAGCUACUUGCCAACAACUCCAAAUUAUAUGCUCAGUAUAGUCUGACAGCCCUGCAACCCCAAAUACUGCCUGCUGCCUCUUUUCGGCAGGUAUACUUCUCCUCACACAUCCUGCCACUUUUAAAUUUAGAAGAUUAUUUCUGUGAGCCUGCAGCCCCCAAACCAUGAAUGCUUGUUGCUUAGGAAGAUAUUGCCCCCGCUCCCUUACAACCCCUUGGCUGUAACAUACUGACAGAUUUUUAGAUUCAGCUAAGUUAAUUUAGGUUUCAAGUAAGGUUUGGCCUAAAUGUUUAAAUCUGUUUGGUGAUCCAUCAAAUUUGCUUUGUACGUAAUUACUCCCUACAUGAUAAAUAAUGAUUAGCUAUAUUUUCAGUACAAAGACGAAGCUAAUGCGGUUAUGAAGAAAAUGUUUGACAUCCCAGAUAUUUUAAAAUAUUCCUCACGAAUGGUAGAAAAGUAGGCUCAGUUAGUCUCCAGUUGACAUCCCAGUAAAGAGAAAAACUUGCUGCAAACAGAUAAUUAUUGGAUCAAUAACAAAAACAAACACUUGCUGUAUAGCGCAAACAGAGUUUUUGCCCAUCUGUAGUGUGAACAGGUUUAACAAAUUAUUUUUAAAAGUGUUGAAGGAGUAAUAAAAUAUACAACUUAAUCACCAUCCAUCCCUGCAUCAAGGCCUUUUCAUUUUACUCGGCUCUACCCACCUACACUCGUUCCUUCUAAUUAUAUAGCAUGCUCUUCCAGCUGUUUGGAACCACAGCCAAUCACCACCUCUUUCCCUUCACAUGCUAUCAGCUGCUGCAGCUAUUCUGUUAACUCUCUCUGCUACCUCUUGUCUUAUCUCCCCAGUUUACCCUUUAGAUUGUAAGCUCAUGGGCAGGGCCCUCUACCUGUUGUAUCGGUCUGUUCUUAUUGUGUUGUCUUUCCCAACUGUACAGCGCUGCGGAAUAUGUUGGCGCUUUACAAAUGCCAGUAAUAAAUAAAUAAACAUAGUCUUUAUGGUUACACAGAUUUGAUGGGUACACUAUAAAAAAAUAUUUCACAGAUUUGAAAAUAUAAGAGACAACAUUUAGGGCAUUUAUUUCUUUGGAAACACUUUCAUUAGUUGAUCUCACUUUAUUUAUAGGCACAAGGAUUUAAUAUAUACCUACAGAGUUCAUCAAACAACAACUGGUUCAUGGACAGCAGAAGUAAGUGUUCUUUGUUUAUUUUAUAAUCAAUUAAUAUUUUUCCUAAAAGUACAACGUGAAUAUAUUGUUUCUGUAUUUGACAGUUUCAUGUAGUACUCUGCCAUUUUCAAUUGAAUGUAUCCAAUGUUAAGAAUACUGUGUGCUUUCAAAGAAAACUAGCCUAUUGAUUUCCAUUGAUAUUCUCUCUUUGUACCUCGCAAGUACGAUCCAUCCAUACAACCAUCCAUCCAUCCACUCGCCCAUCCAUUAUUAUCUUUAAGAAUGUAGUCAAUGAAUACCUAUUAAUCAUACCCAUCAGUUUGGGUCACCAGAGGCUAUCGUAAUUAUUGACACUGUGCUUUUGGCUAUUUGUAUUGUGUUUGCUGGUUUUAUGAGUAUUUGACACUUUAAAGGGACAUUCUGGUCACCAUAACAACUUAAUCUAAAUUAAGUUGUUAUGGUGCCAGUAGGCGCAUGGACACACUCUUACCUUAGGGGGUUAAACCGUUCUCAAGCUGCAUUCUGCUCUUUUUGUAACUGAAAUUCAUAAGCCAGAUAUCGCUUGGAGGAUCUGUUGAUCGGCGUUGGAGGCAAACAUUUGAGUUAAACCGGUCAAGAGCAGUUCAAUCCCUUAAGGUAAUAGUGCAUCCAGGGGACUCUUGGCACCAUAACAACUUCAGUGUUCCAUUAAGCAAAUUUUUACAAACUAAACAUGUUUAUCAUGACUAUUACAAUAUUAGUUUACAUGCUUGCAAAUCAGUAAGAGUAUGAUAUUUUUCUUCUGUCUUUAUAUCUCCUUCAGUGGCAGCUGAUGUUGGCAGCCAACCAUGCCAACUGCAGUCAAAAUAACUAAAUGGGAAAAUGCUUAAUCUAUAUGUCCAGGUAUUUGUUCAGCUCAAGAUAGUAGUAUAUUGUUUUUUGUUCCAUUUUAGGGAGUUUAGCUCAGAUUUUGUAGCAAACUUUAGCUUUAAACUUGCAUUUCCUUGUGAAUUCCCAUCAUUUCAUAGUUUAGUGAGUAGGUCUGCAGAUGGUAAAGCUAGCCUAAAUGCAACCAGUGGUGAAAGAUUUGGUACAAAAAGCUUUAAUUGGAAGUGAAUAAUGUAUAAAUGGCUACAACUCUCUCUUUUAUUUAACACAUUGAACAAUGUAUCAACAUGAACAUGUAUGUACACAAGUAUACCCCAAAAUCACAAAUUAAUGUGAAACGCCAGUAUCAACUGUGAAAACAUCCUGGCUGAAGGACAGAAGGAGGUAGCUGUUUCAGGAAAUAUUUUUGAUUAGGUUAAAAGAGAAAGAGGUUCUAGAGGAAGCAGGGAAAAAACACACUAAUGAACACAGAUGUUCAGGAGAGCCACAACAUAGAAACAAAUUACAUUAUAUGCACAAUACAAAAAAGUGGGGGAGUACGAAAUGGACAGAAUAAACAAAAUAAUGGCACUCAGGGAAAAGGCACUCAUAAUGGGCACAGGGUUCAAUAAAAUGGCAUUUGAGGAAGGGGGAAUGAAAUGGUUGAUGGGUGCAAAUAAAAGAAACAUUGGAAAGGUACAAUACAAGAUAGCUGCACAAAGCAAAAAAAAAAUGACAGAGAAAAUGGUAAAUAUCUGGGUCAAAGAUAAGGUACACAGGAACUAUGUGAGUCAAGCAAAAGGCACGCAGAAACCACAGUCGUCCAUGAUUUGUACAGAAUACUGGGUUAAGCCUCAAAGGUGUGGAGGGGGAAAGUAAAACUGAGGCAAAAGGGUAACCAUAAGAGGAAUAGACGUAGGAAGAGUUAAUACAAAUAAAACCAUAAAUCAUAACUGGAUUGCCUGUAUACACAUAGCAACUAUGAUCUAAUCUGUAAGAUUGUGGACUAAUAAUCAUUUCAUAUUUUAGGGUAAUUUUAAGUGGUGAAUUGAUAGAUGAAGUAAUGCCCUACCUAAUAAGUGAUAUUUUUUAUUUUAUCAGAAUAAGUGUGAUGUCUACUAAAUGAAACACGUAUGAUUUUCAUUUUCAUGUGCCUAUUUAUUAUUUUCACUGAAAACAUAAUUAUAACAGUAUGCAUUAAAUAUCUGUCAUAUGAUGGGUGCACUCUUGUAAGACUCUACACCCUCAUUUUUUAAGUGUCACUUGGUGUUACCUCCAUAAUGUUAAAUACUCUUUUCCCAAUGUAGACGUUCAUUUUCACUGAUGCACAAGUUGCCUUUUAAUUGUUGUUCAUGAAGAUACAACAGUAGAUCCGUUAGCUGACAGCUUAUCCAUGUACAAUUUAGAUUUCCUAACAGCAAAUGUAUAUGCUGCCGAGAUGUAAGGCAUACACAAUAAAAAAAAAAUUAAAAAACACAAACGUGAUAGUGUGGUGGUGAUGGUAAGAGUAAGAGUAGUUUUUUUACAUAAAGACAAAUAGAUUAUAAAAAAAAGAAGCAUACAAGCAGGGCAAAAAGUGUCUGAUUGAUAGCUACAUAGUGACUAAUAUUACUGGGAAUUCCCCAAGGAUGAUGUCAGUGUUCUAGUUGAUAACAAAGUAGUGCCAAAAUAAGUCACCAUUUAUUGAAUGGGUUUUUUUUUUAUGGGGUUCCCAGUUUAACACCCAUUUCUCUAUAUCAUAUGUGGUGGGUGGGUGGUUAGUAAUCAAUGUCGAGAAGGAACUUGAUGAAUUGCCUCUACCUCUUCAUUCAUGAGGUUGUAGGUUGAAGUUUUAAAAUGUAGGUUGAAGUUUAAUAUGUUCCUCAAGACCCUAACUCAAAGAUCACACGGCUAAGGAAUGCCUAAGUCCCCGAACCCUAAUACCAAUAGUACCAGAUACCUUCUGAGAAUUCUCUGAGCCAUCUAGCACUAUUAAAAUAACCUACCAACCAGAAAGGAUAUGGUGAUUCCAGCUCCCAUGGACCUUAACCCCUCCUGGUGGCUACAAGGCCCUGACCACCAAACCCGAUUUUAAACUAAGCUUUAGGACCAUGUAUUGAAAAUUCUGUUUUCCAAAAACGAAAUAAAAUCAAUAAAAAUUUAUUUUGUUAAACCAAAAAACAAACGUUAGCUUGAAACCUUUUAAAAUAUGAAAAACCACAAAGAGGCUAACAAAUGGUCUAUGUAAUCCCAUUUCUGGUGUUUCAUAAUUUGCAGGAGUGUAACCUCCACUAACAUAUGUACUAGUAACCUUAUCUAUAUUUAUUGUAUGUAGUGUUUUCUAAACACACAUGUGCUUAAAACAUUUUACGAACAGGAUUAUUCACUUAAGUAAAAAUUGCUGGGAAUUCAAAGUGAAUUUCAAAAUUUAGGCCAAAAUAGCUGAAUUAGAAAACCUCUCCAAAUUAAUUCUGUUUCCAUUUCGUCUAUUUUGGCUUUAAAUUUGAAAUUUACUUUGAAUUCAUGGCAAUUCUUGCUUGCGUAACUAACCCUGUAAAUGUAUAACAAUUUGAUAUAAAUAAUGAGAUUGAAACCUAAUCAGGACAAUGUACAGGAGAUGCUUUAAAAAGUUAAAAUGAUAGAGUACAGAUGAUAGUUAAUUACUGUGUUAAUUUAAACUGGUGUAUUUUACAGGCUGCCCCAGGUGUACCACGAAGAAUGUUCAGAAAAGUACAGAAUCUUAUUUCUGCAUAUCAAAAACCAGAUCAGGGGAUUGCCACUCCCCUCCAAUACCCAGUAGAAAGGAAUACACCAAACAUAUCACAAGGUAAUGCAAACCCUUCGGUUAGUUGUAGAUUAUCAACAGGAUGGACUGUUCAGAGUUUGUAAGUUAGCUUGAACUUUGUGGUUUUGCUCUCUCCAAGUUUAAAGGGUAACACAGACAUGGACCCUUGAACACGGUGCCUAUAGGGGUAUCCGUUAUUCCUCACUGACCAAGUCUAACAAGGAUGAAACAAUUGUCUGGGGUUUCUAUUUGUCUCAUGUAAAGAGAGGCGGCCUGCAUUUCAUAUCUGGACCACCAUUUUUGGUGGGUUCAGUCUGAUAUGCACAUCCUAGUUCUUUUUAUAAUGGCACAAUAUAAGCUAAAAUCAGCUUGAGACCUGAGCAGGGACCCACCGAAGGGCAGGCCAUUUGAGCUGUUGUCCGUUCUCAGUACUCUCUUGCACCUCGUUUUUUUAACUUGUUAUAUUGUACAUAUUGAACAUAGAUUACCUGAAUGAAAUCUCUAAGCUCUGGGACAUUGGUUAAGAUGUUAUAAAUAAUUCACAAUUAUCCAUCUAUGCUAUUUACCAUAAUAUAAAAUGAAUACUGUACAAGAAAAAAAAAUUAAACCAACUUAAACAACAUACAAUGGAAACUGAAAUGUAAUAAAAAUACAAAGUACAAUUAUUAUACAAUUAAUAUGGAGAAUCCAAAUGAAUAAAUACCAUAAAUGGAACAUUAGCUGAAAAGUAGCAUAUGAGCUAAUGUAAUGUUGAUGACUAGAUGAAUGCUGCCCUCUAUUGGAAAUCAAAGGAUGCUCCUCGGGCUUAUACGUGCAGCUACAGUUCUUAUUUUAUUAAACUACAUAUUUAGAAUGCCAGAGCCCAUGACAUAAUUUUCAUCUCAGUGCCUAUGUAGUACAUUUCUACUCAAUUUAUAUCUGUAUUUUUGUUUUUCCUGCAGGCUCAUUAUUAUUAUUUAUUACUAUUACUAGCAUUUAUAUAGCACCAACAUAUUCUGCAGUGCUUUAAAAUAAAGAAAGGGGAUAAUUGACAAGAUGUAAAUGACAUACAAAAAUUAAUAGCGAUAAGAGUGGAAGCAACCCCUGUUAAACUGAACACACAAUCAAAUGUUACAUAGUAACCUAUAUCACCCUAAAGCACCAUUUUGCUGAUCUGGCCAAAUUGGUGCCUUCUUGUCCUGCAGAUUCUCCUAAGAGAAAACUGUGCUUUAUGGGCCACUUGGUCCCUAUUCUCCCUUUCGAAGAAAGUCUCAACCUGGUUUGUCUCUUACCUCUAACCCCACACAAAAGGGGUAAGAAGAGGGGGCAAAAUGUCAGGUGUUUUUACCUAAGUUGUUUUGUUUUUUUUUGCAGGAGAAAACACUUUCUUUUUAUUUUUUUAACCCCUUAAGGAUGGCAGGCAUUCUAUGCCAUCCGUUUUAGGUGGUCCUAAAUGCCGGCAAGCGGCAUAGAACGUCCCCACCGUCCUUUGUACUUAUUCGGUCCCUGCCAUCCUGGGGUCGGCGGUUGCGAUCCUGGUGUCUGCCUGGGAGCUCAGGCAGAUCCCCUUGUGGAGUCCUCGCGAUCACAUGGCCGGAAUAGACGGCUUAUGCUGUGCCUGCAGGGGGACUGCCUGAGCUCUCAGGUUGUCACCCUCAUGCCUGUAAAAAGUUAGAAAAAGUUAUUAAAGAGUUCUUAAAUUAAAUAAAAAGUACUUAGAUCAUAUAUUUGGUCUAAGUACUUUUAUAUACACAUACAUACUUAAUAAAAGUGUAUUUUAAUAUAUAUAAUUAUCUAUAUAUUAAUAUUAAAAUACACUUAAAAUGAUGUUAUAUAUAUAUGAUUAUUAUAUAUAAAAUAAAAAUAAUCAAUAAAUACAUUGCAAAAAUGUAAAAAAUUAAUUAUAAAAAUACAUUUAAAAAUGAUAUAUCAGUUUUAAUUUGUUCUAACUGUAUUUUGAUAAUAUAUAUAUACACACAUAUAUAUAUAUAUAUAUAUAUAAAAUUUCAAAUACAUUUAUAAUGACAUUAUAAAUACAUAUAUGUAUAUAUAUAGCUAUAUAUAAAUACAAAUUAUUAAAAAAUUAUAUAUAUAUAUAUAUGAUUAUUAUAUAUAAAAUAAAAAUAAUCAAUAAAUAUAUUGAAAAAAUACAAAAAUAAUAUACCAGUUUUAAUUUGUUCUAACUGUAUUUUGAUAUUAAUAUAUAUAUACACAUAUAUAUAUUACAUUUCAAAUACAUUUAGAAUGACAUUAUAAAUACAUAUAUGUAUAUAUAUGGCUAUAUAUAAAUAAAAAUUAUUAAAAAAUUAUAUAUAUAUAUGUAUACAUAUGUACAUAUAUAUUUAAAUUCUACAAAUAUAUUUAUAAAUUUAUUAAUUACAAUCUGAGGGACUUGCCCGACAACCCAGGCAGAAAGUCCAGAGAAUUUGGCUCGCAAGAACUAUAUUUAACCCUGUAACUUUCCAGGACACCAUAAAACUUGUACGUGGGGGUACUGUUUUACUCAGGAGAUUUCACUGUACAAAAAUAUUUUUGCGUUUAAACAGUAAAACAGUAACAGUAAAACACAUCACAACGACGAUAUCGUCAGUAAAAAUACAGCUUUUUGCAUUUUUCACACACAAAUGGUACUUUCACUGAUGAUAUAAUAGUUGUGAUACAUUUUACUAUUUUGAAACACUAAUAUUUGUGUUUGGUGAACUCUCCCGAGUAUAACAGUACCCCCCAUGUACAGGAUUUAUGGUGUCGAAGUUACAGAGUCAAAUAUAAGGCUUGAAUUUCCUUCUUUUCACAUUGAAAUUUGUCAGACUGGUUGUGUUGCCUUUGAGACCGUAUGGUAGCCCAGGAAUGAAAGUUAUCCCCAUGAUGGCAUACCAUUUGCAAAAGGUAUUACAAAUGGGGUAUAUCCAGUCUUUUCUAGUAGCCACUUAGUCACAAACACUGGCCAAUGUUAGAGUUCAAUUUUGUUUUUUGCAUUUUUUACACACAAACAAAUAUGAAGGCUAACUUUGGCCAGUGUUUGUGAUUAAGUGACUACUAGAAAAGACUGUACAUACCCGUGUGUAACACCUUCGGUUGUCUACUUUUGUAAAUGGUAUGCCUUCAUUGGCAUAAUUUUCCUUCCUGGGCUACCAUAUGGUCUCAAAGGCAACACAACCAGUCUGACAAAUUUCAUUGUGUAUAAACUGAAAAAUGUAAUGUGCUAUAUUUGACCCUGUAACUUUCCAAAACACCAUACAACCUGUACAUUGGGGGUACUGUUUUACCCGUGAGACAUCGCUGAAUACAAAUAUGUGUAUUUUAUUGCAAUAACAGCUAACAGUAUUGUGACAUUCACAGUUAAAAUGCCAUGCAGCACUAAAAAAAUAAAUAAAUAAUAAUUCUAUUUUAUUUAUAUUUUAUUCAUAUUAAAUUAUGUUUAAUAUACAAAUAUUUGAUGUGACAUGAAGGCCCUGUUUCUCUUGAACAAAAUGAUAUAUGAUAAGUGUGGGUGCACAUAAUAUGAAAGAGGUGAAUUACGCCCAAAGAGACAUAUAGCGCAAAUUCAAGGUUUUGUUCAAGUUUUGUUUUGAUCACAACUUGUAGUCCUUAAGGUGUUAAAUCCCCAUCUGCCAUGCAGAAGAACUCAAAUUAGCCCUGGUAGGAAAGUUACUGUCUCAGCAUCAUCAAAUUCAGUGCUAGCCAUUGAAGGUUUACUCAUGUCCAUUCUUUUAUGAUAUGAGAUGGCUGUAUUUGGUGCUGAAGGGAAGUCAAAGAUAAUUGAUGCUUGUGACGGACCAUCAGGCACCCCGACCGGGUACCUCCGUUAAUCCCUGCUUCCUAGUACUUGCGAGCACCAUAAGAACUACACUGGAACACCAUAACCACCGUAAACCCCACAAAUCGCCACAGCUUGGUUGGGGUCUUGCUGUCCUCCACCCACCGUGUAUCCAAGACCAGGAUCCAGCUUCCAGUGGGUAGACCUCUCUUGGUCCAGAGAGUGAAUCAGGCUACUCUUAUAAGAGCAAGUGUUGUGAUCCAAGGGAGUAUAGUGAUCACAGCAAUCCCCAGAGUGUGAAUAUAACUCCCCCAAACAUGAGCUUGGACUUCAUGAAGGGUUAAAUGAAUCUCGUUUAAUGGUAACCACAACUGGCCUUUUAAGACAGUUUGAAAGUAAACCACAGUAGAAACAAAUACACAAUCACAUUGGCUCUCAGGUCCAGGACACUCCUAUACAAAAUAUGUCAAUCCCUCCCCUAUGCCUGGGAGAUAAUUGAGCCAAGCACUAUAUUAAACUCAAUUAUCUCCAAACACAAAAAACACACAUUUAUGCAAACCCCCCAAAAUGCCUUAAAACACACAUAUGUGUGGGAGUGUGCUGUGUGUGUGUGUGUCUGGAUGCUGUGUGUGUCUGGGGGGUGCUGUGUGUGUGAGUGUGUGAGUGAAUGUAUUUUUAAUUUAAAUUUAAAUAUAUAUUUUUUUUAUUAAUAAAAAAAAUAAAAUAAAUUAUAUCCCCCCCCUCCCUUCUUACCUUUAUCCUGGGAGAGGGGGAGGAGAUCCGUUCUGCCAGGGGUGCCAUGAGGGGAGCCAUGCUGCCUUCCCUGGUGGUCCAGUGGUGAGAGUGAACUCUAACCUGCGGGUUAGAGUUCACUCUCGCGAGAUCUGAGCGUUGCCGUGGUAACCGCGGCAACGCUCAGAAUCCCGCGAAAAGGACCCGGCGGAGCUGCUUGUUAGAGCUCUGCCAGGUCCUCUCUCUUGCCUCCCUCCCUCUCCUGCUGGCGGCCGGUUAUAAAUGCCUGUGGGCCGGUAAAGGGAGAUCUUUGAUCUCCCAACCGGCCCAUGGAGGCACACAGCAGGGCCGGCGCUCGGAUAGCGCUGGCCCUGCAGAGGCCGGCCGGAGAGAUCCCUUGCCGGCCUCGGCCCCACGGCCAUCACGGCCCACCGGGCAUUUGUCUGGUAUGCCCGAUGGCCAGUCCGGGCCUGUACACACUACACAAACACACACUCUGCAUUCAUUAAAAUACACACACACUACACAAACUUUUCAUUCAUUAUACACACACACACACACACACACACUGCAUAAACACACACACACACUGCAUUCAUUAUAUACACACACUGUCAAUAAAUAUUCAAAAACAUUUAACCUACUGAUGCCUCAAUUAAUGUAAUUUUAUUGUUAUCUAUUUUUAUUUUUUAAAUUUACCAAUAGCUGCUGCAUUUCCCACCCUAGGCUUGUACUCGAGUCAAUAAGAUUUCCCAGUUUUUGUAGUAAAAUUAGGUGCCUCGGUUUAUAUUCGGGUCGGCUUAUACUCGAGUAUAUACGGUAAUACUUGCGUAGUUAAGGAAAUUGCUAAGGAGUUUCGUUACUAAUCAGUGGAUUUGAGUUUUUUUCAGCCUAACCAUUAAAUGUUUAUUGUCAAACACAACUCACUCUUUAGUGAAUGGACCAAAAUGGAUCAAGACAGCAAAGUGGCACCACCUUUGGCGAUACACUAGCGCAGGCAUAGGGAACCUUCGGAACUCUAGAUAUUUUGAACUAUACCUCCCAUGAUGCUUUGCCAGCAUUAUGGGUGUAAGAACAGUAUUGGGGGAUGUAGUCCAAGGUUGCCUAUCCCUGGCUAGUGUAUAUGUGUUUUUUUUGUUAAACAAUAAAAUUAUGCAUUUUGCUACUUCCUUUUUCUGAUAUCACUUUUAUUGAUGUACUGUUUGGAGAAUGCCGUGACUGUAAUAUACUGUGUCUUGGGAUAUUACACUGUAUGUGUGUGAACAUUAAACAACUGAUAAACAGAUUCUGAAAUUGUUCUUUUUAUCAUAGGAUAACUGACU